Messenger RNA from Xyrichtys novacula (pearly razorfish), 44908 nucleotides. NCBI's taxonomy places the organism in Eukaryota, Metazoa, Chordata, Actinopteri, Labriformes, Labridae. The record is from the annotation of a GenBank genome assembly.
AGAUCCACUGGGUAUGACAUUAUCUUAACCAUCACACUCUCUAAACUGGUCUCAGUUUUUCACUCUUUCAAAUGAUGUCUGUUAUGAAAGUAAGUCUUGGUACUGUCUACUAGAACUGCCAACUAAAAGAUUUACAGUAAAUCCCCUCACUUUGGCAGAAGGGGUACUGAGGUGAUUGAACCUGAGACUGUCCGAGGGAUUUCCCCUUUGUUACUCAACUCUAGACAGUUUGACAGUUAUACUACUGCCUCAUUCUUUCCUAAAGUUGCCUCUUUUUUUUCUCAGAAAUGCAACCACAUUCAUUUACUCUAAGGCUAAAAGUUUGUCAACUAGCCUCUAGCUUGUCUUGCUUGGGUAUAGGUAUGGUAAAUUCAUAAUUAUAUAUUUACCAUACAAUACAAAGUUACCCAUAUAACCCACAACUUUGUCAAGAAUCAACACAUGGCAUUAUAUCAAUUGAUGGAUGGAGACGGAUUUUAGCCUCACACAUCAAGACAGCAUAUUUAUGCCCCUGAAAUGUCUGGUCUUUAAUGAAAAUAUUGCAGAGGUGUGGUGGUAGGAGUAAGAUAUUACACCACUGAGUUAGGUGACUCCAGAGGUAGGAACAGACACCUAAUGGGUACGAGUGUAUGGAAGCAUGUCUGAAGUUCUAGACCUGUACACCAAGGUGGAUUGGUUUGGUGUAGCCAGGUUAUACAGCACCUAUUCAAUACUAGUAUGUUUGCACUGUUUAGCAGAUAAAACAUGAGCAUAUGUUCUCAGAAGGUGUCCUGAUAUAUCCUUUGGUUACUUAUUUUAUAAUUCCUGCAUCUUUUUUGUGGAUUUAUGUAUUUGACUUGAAUGUUUAGAUUUGUUCAAGAUGCCAAGGCCGACUUAAGGGACAGUUUUAUAAUUUCAGAUUUUCACAUUUUACAAUGCAGUGAAAGGUUAUUUCGUUGCUGCCUCAGUUCCCCAAUGAAAACAUUAAGCAUAGAGUGUCAGUUUUAUGGUAAUCACAGGUCCAAGUCUGCUUUACUCAAUUUUUAUUCUGGCUUUGUUUCACUGGUUUUACAAAUCAUUGGUUUCUGCAUAACAUUCUUCUGAUCUUUAGUUGUUGUUUCACAGUCCUGUAAGGUUAUAUUACGUGAUACGAAUCCAUUAACUCCUAGUUCUACACAAAUUUGUAACACAAGCUCAACACAAGCCUCUGUAUUGAAAACUUUACUCACUAAGCUUAUUUUCCACAAGCUUCUGAAACAGAUACUUGUGUUACCUUAGCCUUUGUCACUUGAGUUUCUGUUCCUUUUAUCCCUGUUCUACUAGCUUUUGUUCUGUUUGCCUCCAUUUCAUUAGCUUCUGUAACGCAGGCUUCAGAUCUGUUCGCUAAAGAAACACAGCUUGAUAUCAUACAAACACUCAAGCCCUUGUUCCUUUAACUUUAGCAUGUGUUUGUUCUGUUUGCUUCAGUUAAACCUGCUCUUAUCUCUGUCUUUGUCUAUGAAUUAUAUUUUACCGUGGUUAUAUUUCUCAUGCUUCCUCACCAACAGCUUCAGUGCUCUCAUUGUAUUUACUUUAGUUUGCAUUGUCAGAGUUUUUGUCAGCUUAACUUUAAGUGCUCCAAACUUUCAUUACAUUACUGUCCAGCACUUAAUGUUAAAUUAUUGUUGUGUGAAAAGUGCAUUAUAAGUAAAAUCUGAUUGAUUUUUCAAUGUCUUUCAACACUGGCCACAACAUGUUUUUAUCUAAUACCUAAAUGUUUUUUUUCUGCUGAAAAAUAUUCACUGAGUGUCUUUGUUGUUAGCAGCUGUUCAAUCAGUCACUUUUUCAUUUACUGUGUUUCAGUCAGACAGACAAUCAACAAUGACAGUCAAUAACUCCACAAACUUCUGCUCAAUAACCACACUCUCUGUUAUCUCUUGUCUGCUGGCUUCUGAUCUGAUAACUUUGCCUCGCCUGAUUUCUGAUUGUGAUUGAUUUUGGUGUCCUUUGAUGGCAGAAUCUGCUCUUUUGCUUGGGUUUAGAGUUCACACCCUGAGAUUAAAAAAAGGAAAAAAGAUAUUUUGGGACCAAACAGGGAUGAUGGUGUCAGCGCCUCAUUUUUUUUAACUCAUCACAAAUGUUAUGUGCAAACAUGUUAAUCCAUCACUGUACAAUGCUGUGCAAAUUCUACUGGUGACCUCAGCUCCAAGCCCGGUGGUCCAGAUACAAAUUCCUUUGUUUUAAAACAGUGACUGGAAAUCUAUCUUUUGAACACCCCACAAGUUUAACACAAAUAUUGUUUUUUAAACUUAGCAAUAUCUAGAAACUUCUUGUCACUGUAGUUUUUAUCAGCAAAACAGGUGGAAAUAAUGCAUUUGUCAGAGACUAUUUUUGGCAGGAGAUUAAUGCACAGUUGGUGCUCCUGUACUUAGGCUAUUUGGGGAAGUAGGACUGUGUAUGUGCUAUUGAGUGAAGAUAAACUACACUUACUUUGUUUCUGUGAGCACAUAGCUGUGCUUCUGCUUUAGGAUACAUGUAGAAAUGCAGUAAAGACAUUCAUUGUGAAAUCUUUCAAACCUUGUUGUUCCCCGUUGUCAGGGAACAACUUAUCAGAUAGUGGACAUUUUUGUCCUUCUCUACCCUCUUGCUGUCUCUCUCAUGUUAUCGUAUGUUGGCUGGCUUUACUGCACAGCCAUAUUUACUUACAGACACAUAUAUUCACAUGUUAUAUAUAGACUUUGGCCUGUCAUCAGUAUGCUGUGUAACUCUAUCUCUGCUGCUCAGCUUAGCUCAGCUCACUGCCUCUGCACAGCUUCAUGCUUCACAUGUUCACAGUUAACUUCCUCUAAAGACACUUUAAUGAUCUCUGUUUAGACUGGGUUAAGUAGAAGUUGGGAAACAAAUAAGUAUUAUUUUGCUUUUGUAGCCGAAAGUCAAGUUCAGCAUUUGGGGCCUGAAGGGAAAAUCUCAACAUUUAUUGCAUGGCCUGCCAUGAAAUCUUAUUUUGUCAUGUUCCGUCUAUCCUCCUAAUUUUCCCUCUUGGACCAUAACAAUGUAUACAUUUUUUGUUUUUUAUUAAAUGUUUUAUAGACACGUAGACUAAUUAUAGUUGAGCUGCAAAUAUAAUUGUAAACUAUAAAAAUGGAAGUAAUCUCAGUGACGUUUCUCACUGGUUUCUGCUUCGAGGUGUUGAAGGCCAACAAUGGCUGUCAAAGUAUCAAAAUGCUGACUCAACCUAACUUCCAGUUGAGCUAUCCAAAGGUAAAGAAGUAGCACAAAGGCUGUUCGCCUCCUGGCAAACAGAUUCAUUAUACUUGUCUGUCAGUCAAGUCAGCCACACCCUUAAUAAUGGCUGAUUGCAAAACUUGUGACCUCAAUAUUUGUGAAAUGAGUAAUAAACAACGUUCCUAUUCUCCACCCUCCGAACUGUGUUUCAAAUGCAGAAAUAAGCAGCUCAGAUCAUUUUCCUCCAGGCUGUGUGCUUUUAUGUACUUCUACAGUAGAAUUAGACAUUUUAACAUGAGUGUUAAUCAAGUCCUCUCCGCCUCUUGAACCAGUCUUAAAUGGACACUAGAGAAACUUCUUUUAUUUGCAUUUCCUCACUGACUUAAUUUUUUUGAAAGGUUGUCCUGCGGUGCCAACAUGAGGUUUGCAUUUUCUUUGGUUUAGAGCAAAGUACUUCUUUAGGUGUGAUACAAAUUGUCGUGAAAUGCGGUUCAGACAUUCAUUAUACCUGCAGAGCUGCUGACCACACCUACACUGUAUGUACUGCUAAUUGGCUAUUGUAUAUAGACAUGCAAAACUAACUAACUAACUAAUGUGGUAGGAAUUAGUAUAAGCUUCAACACGCAAGUAUUGUGAUUUUCUGUUGGCUUGCUAAGUAAAACUAAACCUGAAAGAGCUGGAAAAGCUGCUUACAGGGCUGCAGAUCUUUUGUUUAGUGAAUCAUGAAUAAACACAAACAGAGGUUAAUGUUUUUCAAUCACAUGUAUCCUGCACUGAUUGUCACUUAUCAGUUAUUAAAUGGCCCAGUCGUACUUUUACGCUGAACCCCAAAUUAGAGUAACACUAAUCUGUGAUUUGCAUUGAGUCACACAAGGAAGGAGGCAUGAUAUUUAACUGCCAGUGUAUAUCUGCUCAAGUUUCUCCUUGUUUCCUGCUUUCAAGACACAUUGAUUUACAGAAACAAGCAACACUCAAGAAGAUCCAUGUUUCCUUCAGAUAAUCCAAAGGCAUGUAACUAACUAGAACAGUUACCCAUUUGACCAGUAUGGCACUUUCUGGUUUGCUCCUCACUUGGGCCAGUGUCAGCGGAAAAAGCCCAAACUAUUGACCCAGUUUGUGUGAUAAUUGCUUUGUAUGGACUUGCUAUAGACCAUGUAAUGAUCAUUCUCCCAGGUGCUUAAGAGUGUGCUAACAUGGUUAACAUUAAACUGCUCAAAAUCAGCAUAUCCACAUUGUAUCAUGAGCAUGUUAGCAUUUAGUGUUAAACUCAAUUGUCUCAAAAGUCUGUUAACAUGACUGCAGACUGAGGGAACAGCCGGGGGAACUGAGAGCAGCUGAAUAUUUAAAUAUUUAUCAGCUAAGAUCUUAAAGUAAUGAACUUGAGACCUACAUUUUUAGCCUGGUUUGAAUGAAAAUGUUUAAAGAGAACUAUGGCGUUACCUAUUGUUUGUUUGUGUUUCCUCUUUAAAUGCAGGCUAGUAACUCUGCUUGAAUCGCUUCCUGUUUUCAUAUAAACAUCAUUCAUUCUGAGAUGCAGGAAAGGUGCUUUGAUUAAAAUUUGAUCGAUCCACUUGUUAAAACAAACUCUGACACUGCAGCAUAUCUCCAGACUAGACCAUGUACUGCCAUGCACUAACCUUUAACUGCUGAUUUGGUUGCACUGAAGCUGUGCAUACAAUAGCAGCUGUGAGUACAACACUUCUCUGCAAACAAUUGUGAAACCCUGUGAUUAGUCAUAUUACGUUGAGUGACAUGUCACCUCAGGAUUUGCUCUUUUUGCCUGUUUAAAUGUGCAACAUGGUUUUUGAGAUGUAACCAACUCAGUACUAUGCUUGAGUUUAAACUUGAUGUACUUGUACUAGAGUAGUUCCAUACGUUUUGAGGGUAAACCAUGCACCUUUACAUACUCUGAGAGCUCUAGUUACUUAUUUGACAACCCCCUCUCUUAGCAGGGAACACAACGUUCUGGUACAUGUCAUUCCCUGCAUUUCCUGUUAUCUCUAGACUGCCAAAUACCUAAAGAUCACCAAUAUAUGAUUACUUUUGAUUCAGCAAUAGUAAGUACUCUAAGUUUUGGUGGAUUAACCGGAAUAUUUUUACUCUGUUAUGAGAUUAGUUAGGUUAAACUUUCAAAGAGCCUCUUCCCCUUCAUUUCUUUCCUCUUUGUUUCAGUUGUGUGGUUGGGUGUCAGAGGCAGGAGGUGUCUGCAGUGAAAAAAAAAGGAAAGAAAGGAGUGAGUUAAAGUUAUGUAAUAAGUGCCCUGUUGGAGCACAAGUUAUGUCAGAAAAGGAGGAGACUUCUCCUGAACCCUCUGCUCCUGCUAAGGUUUAGAGGUACUUUGAUGGAGGAGGUGCCCAAUUACUCCCUCGCUCGAGUGGGCGGGGUAGGUGUCCAAUUUGACACGCUCUCAUUGGCCAAAGGAAAUGUCAGUUUGGAAGUAAGCCGCAGGUAAUUGGUCAGCAGAGUUUCCCUCAUGUCCUCCUCAACUUUACAGCGUCCAUCUGAGACUCGGGUCCGACUCUGUGGCAACUGUCGUGUGGCGCACUUGUUCAACUUCGUCCGGUGUCCAAGGCAGACUUACCGGAGGGGUUACCGGUCCGGUUUGACAUCUUUUCUCGUUGGAAGUUCGUCUGAGGAGGUAAUCCUAAACUUACCGGAUCUAAAACUUUUUCCCCCCACCGUAGAAGUCUAUUUGGACAAAAAGAAAAAUGGCAGACAGCGUGGAUCAAGAAGUCUCUUCCACUACUCCUCUGUUCAGUGAGGAAGUUCACCACUACCAGCCCGAACCGGACCCCGAAUUGGACGAGCCCAAACAAGACCUCUUUAGCGUGGAUGACAUUGUGGACUUGGUCGGCGGGGCUCAGGACGCCUUGGAACGACACCUAGCUGAAGACAGUGCGCCACACGAGUUCACAGAAAGUACCAUCGCUGCCCCAGAGGAGCCUGUAACGUUACUAGAGGCAGAACCAGAACCAGAGCCAGAACCGGUGUCGGUACCAGAGGUGAGGGAACCUGAACCAGAGCCCGAACCAGAACCAGAACCGAUGAUCCCAGACUCCACUACCCCCAUAUAUGUUCCACAUUUCACCGAGGAGCCCGAAUUCCUCCCCCCAAAAGCCGAACCGGAGAGUACAAAGAUCGUACCAGAACCACUGGCUGCCCCCGAGCCAGAACCUGCCCCGAAAAGCGACGCCCUCCCAGCGGCUGAACCCAAGGAAGCUGCCCCAGCCCCCGCAGAGGCAGCAGAGCAACCUGCGGUGACAGAAGAACCAUCAGCUCCAGCAUCAUGUAAGUGUCUCAACGAAUUAUGACGAUGAAUUCACAUUUUGAACACUGAUUUUAGCUGCUAAACCGGUUUAAAGUCAAUGUGUUUACAUAACCGUAAAUGAAAAUCAGUCUAACGGGUUUGUGAACGUUUGUGAAUCUCUCCAGUGAUUGUGAUUUGAACUGGGUUAGUUAGCAUUAGGGGUUUGUCCAGAGACAGACACAGACUUAAAAAAGCUGAGUUAAGCAAUAGUUUUUCGGUUUAGUCAACUUUGUUCACCUGUUAAGGGUAAUUCGUAUUAAAAUGUGUUUUUUUGCACAGCAUGUUAAUGUGGAGAUAGUCCCGUCACGGUGGGGUUAGCCGGUUAGCGGGCUAGUGACGCUACCCUAAGGGGAGCGGAUGGCCAACAUCAUUGACGGACCUCCUGUUUCACCGUGUUUUAUAUAAACUGGGAUAUAACCCUAUGAACAAGAGGGAAUGUAGAGAAUUAUACGAAUGCAACCAUUUUAGGUAUUUUCACCCCUGAAUGAGGCAGCAGUUUAGCCCCAGUUUUGCUGUGUUGUUGAGAUGGGGCCCACCUGUUUUGACAAAUAAACGGCAGGAGGCAUAUUUUCAACUGCUUACUAAACGUGCCGGCUGAAUCAAACUAGCUCAAUUUUAACUCAUUAUAACAUAUACCCCCAUUAACCUUUAUCACAGGUAUGCAUUUUAAAGUGAAACAUUUUCUCUUUCCGCAUUUAUAGUCACAUUUUUCUGUCAGCUUUAGCAGCGCCCAUCUGCUCUCUGCCCGCUGCGUGCCCGCUGCUGCUAACGCUAGUUGCUAGUAGAGUUCCAUUAUCGGACAGGGUUUUAUGCGGUUUUGACUGAAUGAAAACGAAAAUAAAGUGAUAAAGUUUUGCUCUAAAGCUAUCAUGUGUGUUAUUAUUUCAAGUUAUCUGCUUAUACACUCAGUGGUGUGAGGUUUCUCUUGACCGGUGUCUGUUCACAUCAGUCAAAUUGACCAUCUCCUGUGUAAGCUAGCUGUCGCAAAAAUAAUAACUCUUUAUCUGAAAUCUGGUGAUUUGUUUACUUUAACAAGGUGAGGUUUUUUUUCGAGAUUUGUGAUAUACUGGUUGUUGAAAGUAAGCAUUGGAGCACGUUGGACAAGGAGCUGUCCGAUAAUGGAAGCUGUUAGCACCUCACGGCGUACCAAAGCUGUGUUACCCGGAGAUUAGUCACAACAAAGGAAUCCGCUCUGCGUCCACUCCCUGUCAGCUUCCCACUUCUGUCACACUCUUACUAGAAUAACUCACACACUCCAAAGCGGACUUAUUUCUUUUAUUCAUCACCGGCCUGUUGCAGUCAGCCAAGCCUCCUCUAUCCCCACCCAAACCUACACCCCAAAUCCUCAAAACAGAUCCGCUAAUAAAGAGGCCUGUGAGCCUUAUUGUGUCCCCCAAAAUGCUGCCUUCUGCCUGAAAGCUCAGAAAGUGGCGUUUUUUUCCGUAUUGUUGGGACCUUGGAUCAUUUAAGGGAGUUUAUUCCCAGAGCCACUGCUGUUGUUAAUGUAUUUUUAUGUCGAUUUGGCAGAGAGCAGGUAAACAGGCCUGUGUUGCCUACUCCAUGGAGGCAGCACUGAGGCAGGGUGGGGCUGCCUGGCAAGGCCACUGAUGGAGGUUGAUACACCACGAGGUUAAGGCAUCUGAGCAAACCUAGCCACUAUAAAUAUUGAUCUGACUUCACACUGAAGGAAAAAUAUUGGUUGAGUUAAAACAAACAAAAAAACAAAAUAAUUUUAAGCAUUUUUCUCUUAAACUCAAAAGGCUCAUUUUAGCCCACCUUGUUCAAUGUUUGCAUGUUGUAUGUAGCUAAGACUUCAGUAGAAGGCUGUCAUCAAAUGUUACAUUAGUAAUAUUCAUGCCUUUUUGUGAACUUUGUUCAAUUGAAGUUAAAGAUUUAGUCAUUUUUGGAUAAAGCUUUUACUUGCAUGUCUUUACAUGGACAGGUUUUACAUGUCAGAGAGGUUUUUGGGAUUUUGUACAAAAACAACCAUGGUAAAUGAUUUCACUUGAAAAACUGGUUUGUUUUGGCACAGAUAGAGAUUUUUUAUGUUGUCUGAUGGGGAAAAAUGAAUAGAACUUAUACUCAUUUCAGCUUUCUAUUUAUUUUUUUCUGAACGUGAGUCUGAUCAGAUGGAUCUUGCAGUAAAUGUCCAUCACGCAGAUUAGUGUGGUUACUCUCUUAAUAGGUGUUAGAAGUGUGUUUUUCUCCCGUCAUAUGGUGUGACUGAUGGGUUGGUUAAUCUUCAGGGACUUGGUGAUCACAACCGGCCUACAUCUUAUUUUUGGGUCACCUACAUCUGUCAGUGUGUAUUUGUAAGACAUUUGUAAUGUGGUCAGGUGGAUUAGAUGGAGAGGGGAGAAGUCAGAGACAGUCCAGUUUCAGAGGUUUAAAGCUCAAUCAGCGUGUUGUUGUUGUUGUUGUUGUUUUUCUCUGCAUCCUGGUGAAGCCUACAUGAUUAGGGGUAAGUACUUAAGAGUUGCAGCCCUCCACCCAAAGCAACAAUAGCAGACAGGCCUUUUUCAUUUUUUUUUUUUUUUUAACUCUGCCAACACAGCAGCUGGCUUACGGUCUCGAUGCAAAACAAACUCUGAAAUGUGAUGUGAUGAGAACCACAUGUUAAUCUGUUUUAAAUCUCUCUCUUAUCGCUGCGAUAAGCACAGAGCUUUCCAGAUAUGUGUGUUGAAAGAGGGAACUGUGCUAAUUCAUCACACUCAAGUUGAUUUUAGGGGCCUCAAUUCUGCACUGUCUGAAAUUUUUUGUAAAUUCAGCUGCCUUACCCCAAAAGUCAGUCUGUUAAACAAGGUAAAAACCUAAUUUGAUGGACGCUAAAACUCAUGAGAAGCCCACUUUGUUAUUUAUUUUAUAGGCUGAUUGUAGUUUUGUUGUAAGUUAUUCAAGUGAUAGGACUUGAAUUUUUUUUUUUGUUGUAUAUUAUUGCGGAUUAAAUCUCCUUUUGGAGUUUUUGUUAAACAAGACAUCACAUUACAAUUUUUAGAUAGUUACCUUUUCAAGUCAUCAUCGAUUUCCAAGGGUAAAGUCAAACUGUGUAAAAUGAAAUACCUUUCUAUACUAUGAUAUGUCAUUAAGCUUGCAAGACGAGGUAGCUCACUACCUUCAACAUCCAAUUCAAAGCUGCGAUAUGAAAUGUAACUCAUGAUAAUAAGUUCAAAUCAGAUAAUAAUUAGUCAGGGUUUGUUUGCCGAGCUUAGCAUGAUGACUAGAAGAAGCAAAGAACAGCAGACCAUAAGAAGGAACCAUUUCUCUUCUGCCAGCUAUCAAAUGGCAGUGAUAGGAAAGAUUACCAUCCUGGAUGACCUCACUACCUCUUCCUCAUUAGGAUUACUUGUAUUGAUCAUUUAAUUAUAUACUGUGGACUUCUACAUGAAAAGCAGCUGUUUGGAUCGUGUUACUGCUGGAAGUCAUCUCACUCUGUGUUCUUUCUCUGCAGACAGAAACAGACUAAAAAAUGCAUCAAAGCUGCAUCACAAAACAAAAGGUUCCCCCCAAAGCCUCUGAUUGUUAAGGAGCAUUCAGUAAGCAUCAGACAACGGAACAGAUCCCAAAUCUCUCUGGGUCUGUGUGAGAUGUGGGUUUCUGCAAAAUUACAUAAGUCUUGGUUUAGUGGAAGGGAAGACUGCAGCAGAGAUGCUGGAGUCAGUUGUCACUGCAUAUAUUCUGCUGUCUCCACCAUUAGACACACCAACAGACUACACUGAAACCGCCCGCUCAGUGAACUGAAAAGUUUCACCUUUUACAGAUAAGAGAAAGAGUUGUGUCAUGGACUUUUGGACUCUUGUGCACCUGCAGGUCACAAAAAGGACUCUGUCAGGAAUCGUACAUUGAGUUCUUGAUUUUACAAGAUGGCAGCAGGUGACAUGUUUGCCUGAAGUCAUAUAUCAGUGUCAACUGUGAGGCAUUCCUUUAAGAUACUUAUAGCUCAUGGAGGAGACGUUUCCUUCGCAUGAAGAGCAAGGCAGUAAAGCUGGCCGGGUUGGAGGUUAACAUCCUUUGUGAGCAGAUUGGUUGUUUUCUAAAAAUACAGUGCGCAAAUGUGUAGCAGAGUCUGGUUGCAGCACUGUCCCUUUUAAAGCAGACGCCCAAAUGAAUUGGUGAUAUUCAUUUGAAACAUAAGAUUUAAUAACUCUUUACUGUUACUAAAACCCUUACUAUUUAAUUUUAUUAGUACAACAAAAAUUUAAAGCACUUUGGUAUUUCUUGUAGUUGUAAAAAGUGAGCAAGUAGGGCUGUACUGUAGUGCUCACAGUGAGUCAGUGUAGCAGGGGAAACAUCGAUGUGUUGGCUGUAAUCUGAUCAGGACACUGGAGAGCUGAACAGAACCUCAGGUUACUCGGACUGGACAUCCAGUCUGGAGCUCUCCACUUCAGCUAAACCUUGACCCCUCCUACACUGAGGGGAAGUAGCUGGCUAUCAUUUUCAGGACAGCAGGUGCAAUUAGUCGAUAAUGUUCAUAUGAUUGUUAAACUGCUCAACCACUGUAUUGAUGUGUAAGUAAAAGAGUCAAUCUUGUUGAUGUUGUUUUUUCAGACCUACUUUUUACCAUUGUUGUAGACUGAUGGUAUCAUUUACAUUUUGCAUUAACUUCAGUUUGUUCUCCAACCAAUACUUGUCUGUUUUCUUUCAGUUUAACAGUCAGUUGACAACUUUCUUAGUGUUUCCAGGUACAUGACCAUCAUUUUUGAAGAGUUUUAGCUUUUAGGUGUCUACAUGCUGAGCUACCAUAGAAACGGGCUCAGUUUAAGGUUGGCCCCACUAGCUUUGUCCAUUGAAGAGUGUCAGAGAAAGUCUGGUUCUAACCUGAACUUGCUGCCAGUCUGUUGGCUCUGUAGGCACUGGGGUUUGAAAACAGUUGACUGCUGUAGGUAUUAGCAGUAUUCAAAGUAAAACACAUGUUUGUAAAAUGGCACUAUUGUUGCUUUAGCUGUGGUAAGAGGCAGCAUGUUGCAUCAGGGCUGAAUGAGGAAAAAGUCUGGAAUAGCUGGUUUAAGGAACAAUGUGUUGUAGUUUGAAGUAUUUGGCAGAACAGACUAGGUCAAAAUAGAAUAUAAUGUUCAUGUAUAUUUAAAAUUAGUUUAUAAUCACCUGGAUAUAUAUGUUGAUUUGUUUUUAUUAACUUAAAUCUGUACAAAGGAGCAGGUUCCUAUGAAUGGACAAACCAGUAUCUAGUGAAAUGUUCAGAUUGAAAGAAGAGGAAGAAAUUGGUUGGACGCAUUUAUGGAUGCACCUGACAGAUGGGUGAUCAUGCUUACUAUGUGUCAUAGACCAUCCUUGCUUUAACAGGAGGGGUGAGCAGGGAAGCAUUUCAAUAUAGAAUUUGACCACUAGAUACUGCUGAAUAUUCCCAUUGCUACAGUGUACCUUUAACAUGAUGAUGAUGAUGAUGAUACACUAGCUGAAAUAAUUGGAUCCUUAUCUAGUUGAUGUUGAAAAUGUCCUUGGUUUAAUUCCACAGGUCUUCUUCCCUGUCCGAAGCAGUACCUUGACAGCAGAGGUAACCAAACAGGCUGGCCUCAUAUGAAGAAUCAAUUUGGCCCAAUCACUGUCAGCAGAAAUUUAUACAAAAUUCCCUCCUCUGAUUAAUCUAAUAAAUCAAUAUCGAUUGCACUGUUGCUCAAAGCAGCCUGUGAUUGUAAAGCUUGAUUUUUUGCCCUUGUUCACAUUAAAUGAUGACUGUCAAUGACUGAUGGGUCUAAAAUUUUCCCAGUUUGGAAUCAAUAAAGUAUAUCUAUCUAUGUAUCUAUCUAUCUAUAAAUGAAAGUGGUAGUGCCUUACCGAAGUCCCUGCGUGCUUACUAUAAUUAGUGAGAACUGAUUGAAUCAAAGUUGAUCAUGAGCCUUACAGGCACUUCCAGUGUUUGCCUUAUCUCGACUGUUUUAUUAAGGGCUUAAAGGAUCAUGCCUUUUGCCCACAGGUUUCACAUUUUGCUCACAGUGGCAUGUUUUGUUCGUUUGAGGUAAGAGAUCGUGAAGUAGAAAACUUAAUUUACCGUGAUGCUUUUGGAAUGUUAAAAAGUAAGAAUAUUUUUGUUGAAAAUACACCAAACUUCAACACCAUGAGCAUUGAAUUUCCUGGUAGUGUAUCCAUAAGUGCGUAGACAACUAGCCCUGAUUUCCUCAACUACUGAAGAAAAAGUUAGAAAUUAGACUUUGUUUUAUUUAAUUUCAUUUGAAGUGAAUUUAAGGAGGCUUUUCAGUGGAAACAUCACAUACAAAAAUAGCUUUACAGAGUAAAAACCAAUCUUUUUCUUAAAAUGUGUGUAUUGUGUCUGGAUGUUCAUAUUUGACUUUGUCAGAGAAGGAAUGCAACCCUUCUAGUGCAGCCUGGGUCUAACAAACAAUCACAGUUUCAGGUGAGAGCUCACUGCUUUCAGACACUUUGUGUCCUUUUUUUUUUUUUUUUCUUUCAACAUUUACCCUAAUUAUUGACUUGAAGCCUGUCUAUCACGAGCUGUACUCAUGGUUAUGCCAAAAUGACCUUAGUUUCCCUUUACUACAGAUGUUUUUAAAAGCCAAACAAAGUAGAUGGCAAAACUAGAACACUAGGACCAACAUGGCUGCAGCUUUUAAGCAGAAAGCUCUAAAAACCGAAGUUAAUCUUUGAGCCUUUUGAACUGUUAGUCUGAACAAAGUCUAAUCUGGGGUGAACCAGGGAUUUUAGUGUAAUGGAUUAAAAAGUCACUGGUGGUCUGAUUGUUUGAUAUUCUGAUGAAAUUUGUUGUUGUUAUAUUUUUCUGUUUUUUUUUGAGCCAUUGAGAAUUCCAUGUGUCCGCUGUAGUUGUAAAAUCAAAGUUUGUUCAGUUGAAUGCUAACCAACACUCUGUAGGACUAUUCAGCUUUCUACAGGCUGUUUAGGAAAUACCAGACGAUAAUCCACUAAAGUAUGUUUCUGAAGAGCUUGCCUUUUCAACGACAGGAUAAAUCUGUAGGAGUUGGCUUUUCUUUUGUCCAUUCACUCUCAGCCUACUGCGGCCUCUCAGUUGGCACUACUUGGUAUUGUUCGGCGGUAUGCCUUUGCCAGUUGGUAAAAUAGAUUUCAGUUAAUUAGAUAAAGGAACUAGAAACAGCCUGUUUAUAGCACGUUGCCCUUAAUUCAAUUCUACUUAAUUUGCCUUUAAUAAACCAUCUGCCCUCUGCUCUAACGGACACCAGAGCUCAGAAUGAGCUUCCUUAUUUUCUCCUUAGCAACACCUUUUAAUUGAAGUCACAUUGAUGUCAAAAUGUGUUGGAGCGGUUAGUUGUGUAACAGUGAUGACAGUCUUACUUGUACAUGAGUUUGACCUUAUUUUGAUCAUGAUUUAUAGAUCCCAACUCUUCUUCUGCUCAUUUCUGUCUGAUGGAAGGAUUACUGAGCAUAAUCGGUUCCCUCUGAUCCAAAAUAAAUUCUUUGAAUUCCUGUCUUUUUCUGAUGCAGCCUCUGUGUUCGUCGUCAACCUUCUUUAUUGUUCUCCACAGCAUACUGGCAUGUUUGUAUUGUCUUGCCAUGACACUGAUGUUCUGCCUGUUACGCAGUCCACUGAUUGAACUGAGCCUUUAACAAAUGUUCACAUACCUGAGAAUGCUUGUUAAGCAAGUUAUGUGAACAUACAGUAACUCCUCUAUGUUACAAGUAACUACUGAGCAAAUACUUUCUGGAGAGCAGCUCUGUUAAAUGGGUUAGGAAUACCCAGCAGACAGCCAUGAGUCCCCCAUGGCUCUUCUUAACUACACUGUUGUAACACAUGGAAGCUGUAAUUAAGAGGCCACUGUUGAGUAUCUCUGACAUGUUCUUUCAUUGCUGGCUUGGGGAAGAUUAAAUAAAACAGAGGGUUCAUAAGGUAAACCUCCUUAAUGCUGAAGUGUUCUGUCACUCCUUUUUAGACUUGAUAGGGCCUGACCAUUAUGGAUUUUUUUGGUGCCGAUACCGAUUAUUAAGGGGGGGGAAAUCUGAUUACAGAUUAAUCAGCAGAAUUUUUAAAUUUUUUAUUAAGUUAUAAAAUAUAUAUAUAUAUAUAUAUACUGUAGAUAUCUACAGUAUACUAUAUACAUAUAUUAUAUAGCUGCCUCAGUAAGAGAAGCAGCUCGAUCACAAAAUGUGUACUGUUGUUUAUUCUACCGUUACUGGCACGGCUAACAGUGUAGCAAGGCAAAUAGCUGAUGGCUAACUCUAACUUUAGCAAGCAUAUUACAUGGUGCUUCACCGCUAACUCGGCGUGACCGAGACCAGCACAAUGGGGAAUAUCGUGAAAUUGGUUGAACUGAAACUUGUUGACUUAUUGUGUAUUUCACAAACUGGUUUAUUUACCAUUGAGGCGGACCACUCUCCUCUGUGCGUCCCUGAGCUGCCUGCUUCAGAUCUGUCACUCUGCUGUGCUGUGAGGUAGAUAGUGGAAAAAGAUUGUCAUGAGGUUGCUGUGCCAUCUACUGGAUAAGUCGGGGGACUUUUCAAAUGGCGGUACAUUUUCGAAGUGAAACCGAUUCUCCGCAUUUUAUUUCUGAAAAUAUCGGCAAGUUUUGUCCAAUUACUGAUUAGUCUCAAAUGGGCUAAAAUUGGCCGAUUUGUUCGGCUCGCCGAUAAAUCGGUCGGGCUCUACUGUUGGACAUGUAAUCUGUUUAAGCUGUAGGGCACCAACCCACCACCAGCUGGGCCUAGAGCUCUGAGUAAUGGUCACUCUCAUGUUGCCAUUCUGUUUCUUUACCACCUGAAUGUAAACAAUCACAGAUGAUGGAUGACAUCUUGUGGUGCAGCGCAGUAUACCAGUAUUUGGAUCUAUAAAAAUGGAGUUUGAGUUGUUUGUAGGUUGUGUCUUGUUGAUCUGACAUGUAUCCAUUCCACAAGAGCACUAAGUAACCAGUACAGGCAGGAUGCUAGCCUGCAAGGAGGACUGUAGGCAGGUGGUGCUAGCUCUGCUCUUGUUGACUGUGCUCGUAAACUCAUUUCACAUCAUUUACCUGUAGAUGGGUGAUCCUUCGUUACGCAAUAUUUAACUAGUUGUGCUCAACUGACUGUUUUGAUUGUUUUUCAACUUUUAGACUUUUCUGUUAGUCAUAAUCUGAACUAGUUUAAAAGACCAGGAGAUGAUCUGCUUCGGAACAACCCUCUUGUGAAUGUCUCCUUGUCAAUACAGAACAAGAUUUGAGCCAUGAAAAUAAUUAUGCUCUUUCUUUUUCCAUCAAGCAUAAUUGGACCACCAUUGCUCUUGUUCCCUUAACUUCCACUUGGCUAAACUCCUUUUCUUCCGAUUCUGUCUUUUUGUUUUUCUUUUCUACUAUUACUUCAGUUAAGUAAUUCAACAUUUGAUACUCUGUUCAUUUAAAUGGAAAUGAUUUCUGUCUCUUGCUCUGGGCUUUGUCCUAUCGGCUUUCUGACUGAAUGACUGACUGACUGACUGAAGUCCCUUUCUGCUGCUUUCUCCUGUUUCUUCCACAGAUGUACCUUCUCCUUCUAAAGCUCAUCUUCAUCCUCUGAUGCAAUUCCCUACAGGCAAGUUCUCUUUGCUCGCUGUUCUUCCUGGCCCUUGUUAUUAAUUUACUUUUAAGUUUUAACACUUCUUUAGUUCACUCCUUUGUUUGUCCUUUAAGUGGCAAAAUAACCCUUUGCAUGAAGCAGGUUAGAUAUAUCACCUGUAGCAUUUGCACAGAUGCUAGUAUUUUUGAUGAACUAAAUUUGAUGUUUUGAAUUUGCUUGUGAUUGUGUUGCAUUGUGACUCGUGAUUGAUGUAGAGUAGAUUGACAUUAACUGACACAAGUAGUGGUAGAGGAAUAAUGAUUCUUCUCUAGGUGAUUUGUAGGUCUGAAACAUUUCGAAGUUGUACAUUACAAAUGAUUAAAAAAAAAGAACAUCCUUAUGAGAGGAAUCAUUAUUUACCAUCAAUUAACAGUUUGUGUUUUUGAAACACAGUGAGCAUGGUACAUUGGCGCCAGACCUGGGGCAAAAAAACUGUUGUACCACCAUGCAUCAAACCUGGGCGGUGCUCUGAGAACCAGACAGUUGCUGCCAAAUCUUGACUGUGGAAGGUAGUCUGCAGUCUAAUUUGAUUUCGUAAUGUCUAAUUAUUUUUUUGAAAGGGACAAAAAUGAUUCAGAGACAAACUAGUUUACUUACUGAAGAGACAGACAUGUUUUCAUAGGCUCUUGUUUUAUAGGUUUAGCCAUUACUUUUUUUUUCUUCCUUUUCUCUUGAUUUCUAAGCAGGAAAUGUAAGGCAACAUUACUUCAAAAAGAUUAAGUAGGGAAAGAAACAGCUGGUUUGAGUUUCACCAGACGUAACGGUGGGUGACAAAGGGAAGGAAAACCAGCAUGCAGUUGGUAGAUAUGGUGAUGAGACCCACUUGUACAAGAACAGCUACUGAUGUUAUUUCUGCAAGUCACUGAAACUGUACCAUGUGGGUGGAGCACCCAUCUCUUCAGAGAUCUAUUUCUCCACCAAUGCUUGGUUUCAGACUUUUAAUAUGUGGUGAAAACUUCUCUCCAGGGAAAAAUGGACCCACUAGUACUAGCUAACUACAUAUAACAGCAUAACAGAGCAAACAAUAAAUAAAAAAAAUACCUUUGAGUGCAAAGAAUUAAUGAUUUUUAAAUCCUCCUCACUUCAGACAUAACACAAAAAUAUUUUUUAGUGAACUUGAUUAAAUGCUAAUAUACUAGAGCCUAAGCUUAUAUUGCUAAAGAGUCUAACUGAUAUAUUUGUGAUCUAUACAGUUUAUCAGUUUGUGUGUUAAUAACCCAGAUGAGAAAUUCACAGGAAUUUCUAGACAACCUAAAGUUGAUAAACCAUAUUGAGUAUAAUCUGGAAGUUCGCUCGCUCUUAGUUGGUGUAACACGUUAAUUUGCUUUUAAAGUACAUAGAAUGAAAGCCUAGGUUCAGAACGGAGAACCUCUUCUGUUGUGUAAUACGGAGAGAUGCACUAGUUCAGGUGCGUGUUGUCACCACUAGUUAGCGGUCUUAUACCUACCACCCACAAUCAACCUUUUAGCAGCACUUGUCUGGUUUCAAUACCUGAACCGUCCUCGUAAUGUUUUUUUGGAAAUGGUCCCCCCCAGGUGUGUUGGGCACUAUAAGGAAUGGAGUAUGUCUUUGAUAUGUGCUGUAUUGCAUUCUCCCCCCUCCCUCUCUACUCAAGCACUUGGGCAGAAGGGUGAUUCCCCUGCCCCCAUCUCUCCUCUCUCCCCUCUUCACUCCCCCGACUCUUUGGAGGAGCUUUCUCUGACCGAAAGUCCCAACCAGCCCCCUCCUUCAGGAUACACGGCAUCCCUGGGCUCCUUCUCCACUGUACCCCCAACUACUCAUUCCAAGGACAUGUCUUGGAUGGGUGAAGAGGGUGACUCUGGAUCAAGUCGUAGUAAGAAUAAAGAAGACCUUCUUGAUCCAUUAGCUGGUCCUUACCUGAGUUUAGGGAAAGACCCAGGGCCUCACAAUCCAUGUGAAGACAGUGGAGUUUCUUUUUCACCUGAGGAGAAGCUGAUUAGCUCAGACAGGUCUUCCACAGGCCCCUCCCCACUAAAUCCCCAGAUGAAGGUCCCUGAGUCUCACAUUGCCUCCUCUAACCCAACAGAGCACUGGGAUUCAACACUCCUAGCAUCUCAAGACAACACCAAGGUCUCCAUGGAUACCUUUUCCAAGGACACAGCUCCCAUUAGCUCUUCCAGGUAUGAGCCAGACCUGCACGGCAACCAGUCUGAUGAAGAUGAUGACCUGAUGUAUGAGGUGAAGAAGAAUAAUAACCCAUUUGAGGGCUUUUCCCCACUGGCAGACAGUGGCUACUCCAACUUUGGAGACUCCAAGUCUGACAGCAGAGCCUCAAAAAUGUCAGAGAGUCCUACUCCAGAUCUGGUCCAGUAUGGACAGACUGGAGAAUCCCAGGAAACCCCACCUUCUUUCCUAGACCAGGGAAAACCGUUUGAGACAGGCAAGAUGGCCACUGACUCGCUUAUGCUGUCAGGGAAUCAGUUCUCAUCUGGUUUUAAAGAUGAUGACGAAGAGGAAGAGGAGGAUUCUGCUUUGCCACCAUCUCUUCCAGACAUCCUGAAGUCUUCCCCGCUCAACCCCGACAAAGUCGACUCUGGUUCCUCAGAGGGAAGCCCUGAGGAGCAGAGUCCAAUCCUCGAGCGGAGGAUGAUGGAGUCACCUAACCCACCAAUCAACUUAUCAGCUAACAACCCAUUUGCCUUUGAUGCUAAAGUGUCCCUGCUGAAGGAGAUGACAGAGGAGAUGGAAGUGAGAGCAGCCGAUAAAGGAAAAGGUGAUGAUGACAAAAGUUUUGGUGCGUUCGAUCUUGUCAAAGAGGCAGAGGAAACCACCCCCACCAAGGUCAAAGAAGAGGAACCCGUCAAAAUUGAACAGAAAGAUUGGUUUUCAAGCCACGAUUCUCCCAAAAAGAUGGAAAAGUUUGAGCCACUUGACUUCAAGAGCAAAAAGACCCCUGCUGAGGACUCUGAUUCAGAGUCACCAACAGCAGACUCCCUGUCUCCAGUCCUGGAAGCCAUGGGCAAGAACCCUGCCAUCUUCCAGGUAGAAACACAGAAGAAGGACCUGAUGAUGGAGGAGCCAGAAGUAGCUGAGGAGGUGUCUGAGCAUGAGGUGUCAUCUGAAGAGUUUGAGUUCAUUGAGCGACCACCCAGGGGUGUUAUUGAUGAGUUUCUUGAGGCUUUGGAUACUUCAAAGUUUGCAUCCUCUAAACCUCCUGAAAUCCCCAUGGAUGAUGACGACCUAAGCUUUGGGCAGAAAGAUGUGGCUCCACUUUUGACUUCAAAGGCAGCUCCAAGCCCCAAAGUUGAGGAAGAGGCUCCAAGUCAGAGCUCCUACCUUCUUCUUACCCAAGCUUCCCCCCAGAAAAGCAAGGCUGAAUUGGAGAAGCUUGACAUUCAGCAAUCCCCACCCCAAGUUCCCCUUGUCCAUUCCCCUGUCCGCAAACCAGAGGAGGGAGUCACUAAGAAGAGUGCAGAAGGCGGGAAACAGUUUAAGAUGCCAAACCUGAACAUAAGAGCAGGUAAAAUAAUCCAGUUCUGGCAUGGAAACCAUCCCUUCCAUAUCCCCCUCAGUUUCAUUGACACGUUCAUGUUCAUCCGUUUAAUAUUCAUCAUCACUCUUUUGUUCUCUUCAAGUUACUUUCUCCCAACCAGCCAACCAGCAGCCUACCUUUACUCUAGAUCCCAUCAUUUUCUGCCAAGUGUCGCCUUUCCUUUCUUGCAUCUUUUUCUCUUGCAUUUUCUUUGAACAUUAACUCUUGCAUUUUGUAAAUUUUGUUUUAAUUCGUGUGGUUGUGUGUUCCACCGCCGUUCAACCCCUUGCUUUUGCUGCAUUUCGUUUUUCUCUUGAAAAUAAGAUCACAUCUAUUUAUCUUAUCAUUUAAUUUUUUAACUUCAUUUAGGCUGAGGUAAGUAGAAAUGAUUUAUUUUUGUCAUGUUUUAUUCAUAAACUCCACCCUAUAAUUUUUUUUUAUACAAGGAAAGAAAAAAAUGUUAGAUAUUUUUUUGUGGUAAGAGCAGAUGUGAGAAGCCACAGCUAAUUACCUUUGAAACACUUGUACAGCUUUUUACUGCUGUGGAGUUGAAUUCCUAAUCCAUCUGGUUUCAGCUUCUCCCUGCUCUAGAAAUAACUUGGGAUACCCAUCUGAAACCUUACACAACUUCACAGACCCCUACGCCUACUGACAACUACAGAAACACAGGACAAACAGCCACACCCUGUUUCUGACUAAAUAACUGCCAUUCUGGUUAAUAAACUAUUUGCACUCUCUCCCACACCCUGCAGUACAUGCUGCAUCACAUUUUACUGCAUAUGCCCGAAGGCGAAUUUCUUAAAAUCAAUUAAUGAUCAUUCCUUUAGAAAAUGAGUUCAGCUGUGAAUUCUCCAGGGCAGAUGCACUCUCUACUCAGAAACUCCAGUCUUAAACACUCCUGUCAUUAAAUGAAAGACGUUCGUUUAAAUGUAACCUGGUUGGAUAUUAAACCCACAGAAAGAAACCAGGUACUGCUCUUAAUGAAAAAUAAUUGAUGAAAUAAAACCCAACAGAUGUUUAGAGAAAUUAAAUCAUUAAAAAAAAUCAACAGAGAAAGGACUCCUGGUGCUUGGAAGUCUGUCUUCUUAGGAAUAAGCAAUAUUAAUAUGCGACAAAUGAUUAGUCAAGGUGGUUCUUCAAUUAAUGAAAAUUGGCUUAACAAACUGGCUGUGCCUAUAAUACCACAUCACGGUGGCUUAGUUGGUAUUUGGGCUGUCAAUGACAUUUGACAGGGCAUCUGGGUAAAAUUGCGUUCGCCUGUCCAACUUGAAACUGGCUUUUAUGUUAUCUGUAAAAGUUAAUGGGAGUUACUCAGCAAAUGUAGCCCUUAGGAUAGAUGUGCACCUGAAGUCAUUUAGGCCUCUGAUGCUUUUAUCUUAAAAUGUCCAGAUCUUGUUUAUUAGUUUAAAUUCAAAAAGGAGAUGCUUAUCUGUAGCACUCGGUGUCUAAUGCAGAGGUUGUUUAUCAGACAGAGACAGAGCUGCCUCCUUCAGGGCUUUCAGGAGGGGAUGAAUUGCCCCCUUAGGUGCCACUGUCUCUCCGAAGGCUACGCUGCUAACUCUUCAUUUUAAUGGAUGAUUCAGUUUCAUUUAAACAGGUAUUGAUCAGUUGAUAAACACACACUCAUAUAUGCUCCUCUAACACACAUUCACAUGAACUUGUAUACAGCAUUGCAUAGACUCAGAGCCGUCAGCUUCUGUGUAACUGGAGCAGUAGGACUGUGCUGUAUUGGAGCAGCUGCUGACGCCUUUACUGUACGUGUUUGUCUGAGGGAUCUCCUGUUAAUUAAGCCCCUCUCUCCCACCCCCCUCCUCCUCCUCCCUACGCUUUCUCAUCCUCCUCCCUGCAUUGCGACACUGGCAGGCCCACAAAGGGUCCUCCGACCCAGAAACCACUCAGCAAAUGUUCUUGGUUACACAACUUGAGGUUGAGAGCAGAGAUCUGAACAUAAAUCUCCCUCACUGCUGUCUCGCCACUCUGAUAGAAGCGUGGUUCAUUAGCUGCCAAACUUUAGUAUUAAUUUGGUGAGUUGUUGUGAUUUACAGUCUGGAGAAGUGUCAAAAGAUGGUGCAGAUUAUCAAUAGAUUUGUCAAUCAACUAUAUAUUUAUGUUGAUUAUCUAAUAGUUGGCAGAUGAAGUAGUAAUUGAAAGGCAGAAAGAGCCAAUGAUAUGUAAAUGUGCCAUUUGUGUGAGCUGGACCAUAGCUUUAUAAGAUGACAGUGAUAAUAGUGGAGAUAAGUCCUUGUUUACAGUUUUAGGGGUUGAUGAGGGAUUUUUUUUUUUGCACUGGAAUGCAGAGAAUCGUUUUUUCUGUUGAUAUCUGCAAAUGUAAUUCAUAAGCAGUUUUUAAUAUAGGUAUUACUAUUGUACAUUGUCAGCCAACUAUGGUGCAGACCUGCUUAAUUGUGACAGUGUUAAAAGUAUCGUAUGUAUAAGUUUUCUGUCAUUUAAGCCCUCUCUGACAGAAAACCUACACCACCGUUAACCCCUCGUAGCUCUGUUUUUUCAUACGUUUCAUAAAAAAAAAAGAACUUGGUUUAGAAGCUGAAUUUGCUAAGCCUUACAUUUGUUAUUGGCUCAUGACAGGCCAAUAAAACCAGCUGACACCGAUCAAUAACUCUCAAAAACAGUCAAGUUUUUGUUUCUCUUGUUAGAAGAGCUAUUAAGUUGUAUAUUUGCUUCCCUUUAAUGUAUUGUGAUUAUGUAAAUAGCAUGCUUUUGACAUUAUCACACCAGGAUCUGUUGGAUUGUAAAAGUUAUUAAUCCUCUAAAAUGCCUCACCUAGUUAGUGGGUGAAAAUCUAAUGCAUCUUAUCUAAAUGUGAUGUUGAAAUAGUAAUGGUGCAGCUAUCUGAUCUGAACAAUGACUCAGGUUUGUUUCACUAUCCCUGCAGUGCAUUACAUCAGCCAGAGAGAAGUGACAGAGUAGAGUUACUUAGGGCAGGUGAAGGGUCACGUAGUUGGUGCUGCUAAAACGUUGUGCUUCUGUUUGUGCAAUCCUCUGUCCCAAGAGGGAAAUCACAGCCAUGGACGAGACAGGCAUAAGGUCACUGCAGAAAAGUUUUUACAAAACCCUCAUUCCACGAAACUUAAAACCUGAUUUUGUUAAUUUUGUGUCUUGCAUUGGUCUAAUGCUUGGACCAAAUCAAUCUUUUAAAGGCUGAGGCCACUAAGAUAAGUAUCGGUCUGUUUCAGAAACUGUCUCUUCCGCUGAGGCCUUGCCAGUGUCUACAGAAACACUUUUAAGAAAACUGAAUAGCUGAACUUCACACUGUAGCAGGUCUGCUCUCUGUCAAAGUUCAUAUUUUUUAUAAGGGUAUUCUGUGUGUGGCUACAAGAAAAGAGAUGGUCAGCAGACAGGUCUGUGAAAUGAAAGUGGUGCCCUCUAGUGGGAGAUGUCUGUGAUUACCACUGAAAUGUACAGGUCCACUCAGAGUUACUGACCAGUUAAUAGGAUCCCACGGACAUUCAGUGAACACGCACACAAGCUUAGCGAUGUCUUUAGUUAUUUCUUUGUGUUCAAAAAGGAUUUCUUACCUCUGAGCUACAGUCGGUCUGAGCUUUCCUGCUUUCCUUGCUGAGAAACUACAGCUUUAAUGCCUGGGAAUAUUGGCAGUGCUUGGAAAUGAACUCAUCUUGGCUUUCAACCAGCUAUUGUUUUCUGUCCUCUUGUUGGCAGAAGUGACAGUAUCCACCAAGUUUGAGUCAUUUCCGCACUUGGGAAAAUGUUUUGUGUGACAAAUACUUACAUUAAGGAACAGUACUUGGACAUUUAUGUGACACAGAUGACACUAGUUGUAGUUGGACGCAUGCUGUUACAAUUUCUUUAGUUUCAUCCACGGAAAGACUGAGUGGAUUGUUUUCACACGUACAAAACUGCUUCGAAUCCUGUAAAUGAAUGUGUCUGUCUUUGACUAGUAAUCAAAUGGAUUGACAUGAACUGUGAUUCCACAAAAACAAACAAGACCCUCACCGAUAUUUAUUCGAUAUAGCUCUUUGUAAUGCCCACAACCACAUUUAGGACAGUAAAUAUGAACAGAAUGACAGCUAGCAGAAUACCAGGAUGAACAACGGAACAACAACAGAAGCGGUGCCGCUUUGUCCACAGGAGGCCCUGAAACAGACCCAGACAGAAGGGGCCUCACAGGUGCUUGAAACUCCUGGGUCCAUCCGUGUAAUAAGUUACUGACAAGUUAGCUUUAAGAUAAGUUAUCUGUCACUGUUUAACUCAUCAUAGACAAGGGCUUGGUGAUAAACCGAAAAUUUACCAAUAGUUACGACAAUAAUCAUAUUUGGUGUCAAAAAAAUAAAGUUGGUUUUGGAUGUGUGUAGUUAGGCUAUGGUCUCAUGUCCUUUUAAGACACUGUCCUACGUCAGGGAUGUGACUCCACCCCAUCCAGUCUGUAACAAAAGGCAAAGACAUGAGGAGAUGGAGGACGGAUCAAAAGUUGUAGCAGCUGAAGUAGAUGAAGUUAAUGUGGGAGGGAGUGAGCAGCUUGUGGAGUAGUUAUCGUCCAUUUAUCGUGCUCAAUAUAUCGUGAUAUUGAUUUGAGGCCAUAUCGUCCAGCCCGAUCAUAGACUAAUAAUUUAGGGGUCAUGGACCAGUUGGAUUGAACCACACCUUUAGGGGGAUAUGGUAAGCAUCUUUCACUGUUCUCUGGCAGGUGAAUAGUAAUGAGAUGGUUGUUGAUGCCCUUCAAUGAAGAGAUUUUUAGUGGAUACAUAAUACCAGCUUCUGUUUCAGUUCACAAGUUAGCAUCUUAUCAGCCAGUAUCUGAAAAAGCACACCAGCUUUUGAGUUCAGUUGCUGUCCCGUCAUAUCUGCGUCCUUAUCCCUUCUGUUUCAACAACUGCUUUGAUCAAAGCCAGACUCAAAGAGAUCUGUAGCCUCUGUAUUCAUUGAACCAGGCAGAAAUCAUUCAUAGUCUCUCUCACUGCUGUGUCAGCAAAUCUGACGAAGCAGAGGGAGGAGGAGGGAUGAGAAAGCAGGUUGAGAUAAAGCAUAAAGGGGAAAAAAAGUAAGGGUGGGUUAAGAGUUUAGGUUAAAAAAGGAAGGGAAAGGGAAGAUCAGAUUGAAGGAGAAAGGAGGAGGGCAAGGAGAGGUUGGCAGAAAGUCUGAGCAGGGAGGGAGGAGUCGAGGGAGAUAGGGAAGGAGGGAGGAGGCGAGGCAGAGACGUUUAUAGUUGCUGCGUCAGAGCGUUGGCAGCAGACAGUCAGCUGACAGCACGCCUGCAGGAGGGAGUUAAUUCGCUAGCUGCAGUCGUCUCCCCCAGAGGAAGCCUCGCUUGGGUUCUUCCCUCUCACCCUCCCUCUCCUAUCUUCCUCCUCCUCUUCCUCCUGCAGCCAAACACACACACACACACACAUCUAUACACACAUAUUUCCUCACAUCUACAGUGACAGCCCGUGCUCGGUCCCUCUCUGUGUGUGGAAUGUGUGUUUGCUGAUCGGACGGCAUGGAGAACAACUCUGUGGACACAAAGGAAAGCGAGCCUUCUGCCAAGCACUGGAGAGAACAGGGUACAGAACUCCACCUUACUGUCUUUCUCUUUGGCUUCUUUGGCAGAUGAAGGUGUUCGCUGCUGCAGUGCUUUCUUCUAUCGCUUGAGCUCUCUCUCUCGUGCUGACUGUAGGAAAUUUGACAUUGACGCUUAAUUAGGUAGAAACUCUUGCAGGAUGUAAAUGGACUGGUAGCAACAGAGUCUUUGCAGCACAAAAACUCUUCUGUUUGCUUUCAGUGGUUUAGAGACAAGCUUGGGCUUUGGAAACUUUGUCUCUAAAGAUGCUAAAAUGCAGGAUAUCAAGUGUGAGUUGAAGCUGCAGCCUUAUGAACUCGCUAUGAGGAUCUUGGCUGAUUUAAGAGCAAAGGUUAACUUUUUUAUGUAAUUGCAGGUUGCUAAAUAUUUUCCUCUUGCUUCAUUCACUGAGGUGACUUAAGUCAAUGUAUUUGACUGGGACUCCUGAUUGUGUAUGCAUGUCUGACUACCAGGUGGCUUUAGGUCCUCAGAGGUGCAUUACUGCAGAUCUUGUGGACCAGGUGCAAGUUUGUCCUUGGGUGACUGCAGCCGCUCUGGAGAGGACCUUUGGACGGUGAGCCAGUCAGCCGCUGUGACCAAAGGUGGACAGUAGAGAGGAAGGGGAGGAGGAAAGGGGAGGGAGGGAUUUGUGAGGGUGACGUUAGCUGGCAGGUAAACGAUUGGCCUGUAGCCGGGGAAAUGCUAAUGAAGUGGUGGAGGGUCAGGACACAGCUUUCUGGAGUUUGGCAGCUUUCUGCAUGGGGCUCUUGUUUAUUUGACAGAUGAACUCACUUGUAGAGGUUUCUGAAAGAAUAAAUCAAAGAUCUGAUUGUGUUGCUGCCAGUUAUGGUGGUGUACAGUGAGAGUUACACCAGCUGGGCUCACAUGGGCUAGGGGCUAAAACUCAAUGCAAUUGACAAAUGCUUGAGGUCUGCUUCACUUCUGAUCGUCUAAAUUGUUAAUUUAGAUCACCAGAAGUGGAGGGCCCUUGUAGACUUUCAUUUAGUCACUCAAAUCUGUACUUUUGACUUGUAUAACCAGGAGCAUGUAAAACAAGAACUAAUUGGUCCCUAAACUGAUUCUCUAAUCCUUAUAUCUCUAGUUUUAAUCAAUCCAAACAGUCAUAGUGAUAGAAGUAGCUAAAUUUAAGUGAAAUUUUUGGCUUAUAGCAAGAAGUUCAACUCCUCACUCUCUGAUCUUCUAUGAAUGGUUGUGAAAACAGGAACUUGGCCCAAGUAAAGUGCUUUUUGUUGCGACGCCAAAAGAGGUGCUGAGCUCCUAGACUGUAAUUUACCGCUUGGAGAUGGUUAGCAUUCGCUUGUUAUCUCAUGCUGUCUGCUGAUGGUCUUGUGUCCAGCCUUCAUUGCAUCAUCUGAGGCUAUAGUACUGCUGUCACUGCUCCACACUGAAGCCUUUGUGCUGUGUGUGUAAGUGUGUGUGUGUGUGUGUGUGUGUGUGUGUGUGUGUGUGUGUGUGUGUGUGUGUGUGUGUGUGUGUGUGUGUGUGUGUGUGUGUGUGUGUGUGUGAGAGAGUGAGUGUCCACGAGUGCGUGUGUCGGUGUUGUAUCAGCUCAGCUUUGUUCACCCAGUCGUCGGUCAUUGAGCCGGUAACAAGGGAGAACUGCCCGUACGACUGGGAGAAGAUGUUGUGUCUCUGAGGGCCUGUCAAGAGGGUUUGUGUGACACUGCAAGGACGAGUCGUACUGUGACUAAGCACUAUUUGCUUUGUGUGUGUGUGUGUGUGAGAGAGAGGGAGAUUCUGCAGUGGUGAAAUAAUCAAAAUUGUGUUGCAAUAUGAAGUGAAUCUCCUGCAGUGAGAAAAGUGGUCAUCUUUUGGCCCUUCACACACUUUUCACCAUCAGAGUAACUUCCUCAUUCCCUCUCUUCCUCAUCUGGGAUGAAAUCAUGUUAGCUGGUUUAUUUGAGGAGAAAAAAAAGACAAACUGUAGAGUAAAAAUUGUGUCAUGAAUGUGUGAAUAAAAUUUUCAAAACUUAUUUCACCUUUAAAAAAUAGUAGCAGUUUUAAAUGAAAUGGAAAUCAAAUUCAAAGGACUCUGUUUGAAAUCCAACAUUAAGUGUUGAUAUUUGCCCCGGAUGUUUUUAUUUAUUUAUUUUUUAAAAUUUAUCUGACCCUAGAGCUGUGCAAUAAUAGAUUUUCUGAAUUAAAAUAAGUUUAACCUUGACGGUGGAACCACCGCUGGCUGUGAACUUAGUCUUAAGUCUUAAAGUAGCAGCGACACUAAUUAAUUCCAUCAACCCAAACAGACACGCAGCAGAGUGGGGUGGUGUGUCGCACUGCCAGUUGCACAACACAGCAGCAGCCCCAAAUCACCUGCUCAAGGUAAAAUAAGUCAUUGCUAUCAUUCUAUCUGAUAGGAUUGUCAACUGAAUGUGGUUUAAAAAAAAUCCUCAGGUUUCUGUCUAAGUCCGUAUUCUCCUGCUCUGUUUGCUUUAUAACAACAUAUCCCCAGUCAAAGCCAAUGAGGGCUUUUUCAAAGUACUCACCCAAAACAAACACUUCUGCUAAAAAGAGAACGAGAUGAUGCUUUAAUUAUACUAAUAUGUUUUAAUUUUAACAUUGACUACAAGCCAUUUGUUAACACUCUAAUACAGUAAGUGGCUAGCUGCUCUUUUAAAAAUAAAUAUGGCCUGUAGCCAUGUUCUUAUUUUGUAACAUGGAUGUCUGUAUCUGCCAGUGGGCUAUCACGGCGUAUAUUCAGAUGUUAUUCCACUGGGGGAGAAACUAACUGAGCAGUCUAAGCAGUCAGAGAAGAAAAAAGUAGCAUAUUUUACAGUUAGCCCUAAACUGGCCAAUAAAAUGUCAGCAACAUUUCAAACAUUGCAGAUCUCAGUUAUUCACUUGGAUUUGGCAGGGAGAUUCAGAUAUGUUGGACCAUUCAAGAGUUUUACUUUGGGCUAAAAAACAAAAAAAGUCAGACCAGGUCUGCUAACAUAAAGAGCUGUAGCACUGUACUUUAAAUAGUCACUGGUUCCACAGAGAUUCAGUCAAAUGUCAAGUUUAUGAAUAAAAUAGUUUCUUUCCUGACAAGAACAUUUUAUUUAUCAGGGUUCCAGAAACUGAACUUUAAAUCAGGUUCAGAGUAUACUGAUUGAAUAUCUUUGGGUUUUAAAGUCUAAACAGGAGUGAUUAGGAGUAAUGGGUAAUCUGGAUUAUCAUUGAUUCCCAGUACUAUUGAUAACUCCAGACCGCUUUACACACAUAAACAAACACUGAAGGAAUAUCCUUUGUGCUGGUUUUCUUAAUAUGCAUGACCGACUGUCUUUAAUCAGCCAUUCAGCUCUGUUGUGUUUAGGUUUUAUGUUAGUUUAUAACAGAGAUUAAUCUUGAUAAUAGACGACUUUUAAGACCUUGGUUUGAGCUUGUUAGUCCUCAAGAGUAGAAAGUAUCAGCCCUUUGAGAUGUUUCUACUGAGUUUAUUGUUUGUAUUUAAAGACGGUUGCAUUUCUUGGUACAUAAUUCUCAGAUGUGUUGUUUUAUUAAUGAGGUUAAAAUCGGUCUUCAGAAGUAAAAGAUGUCUCAGCCAAGGUGCCUUCCUUGAUGCCUUGCUCAAGGGCCCCUCAGUGGUGAAAUUUAGUUCUUUCACAUUUUGGUGUGGCUGCAUCAUUCAAGGGGAACAACUUCUCAACAGUAGUGUGAAUAAUUCAUUGUGUGCAGAUGGUGUUCAGUCCCAGCAGGAUAUUUGUUAACCUGCAGACAGAUGUUCAAGUUUCACAGGUUUAUCACAAACCAAAGCCCCUCUCCUGUUACCUCCCUUGCAUUGCCUGUAUAAUCUUCGUGUAUUGCAUUGGUGUUGUGGAUAGUCACUUGGAUUCAUCUCUCAAAGAGAGCCUUCCUUCUCCUGUAUGUUCUCCUGAGGUGCCACUGCUCACCAUGUGCUACAUGUGUGACAUGAAAGGUCAGGUCAGGGCGAUCUUCGGGCCUGAUUGUCUGCAGUUCAUAAGUGAAAAUGGCUCAAGAGUUCAGACUGGGCUCCUGCUUUGUUUAGCACAAAGAAACAAGAGGCAGACUUUGGACAGAGCAGAGUUUUAUGUAACAGAAUGUGAAUGGGUUAUCUAAGAGAUAAUUUUGACUUCAAAUGAUUACUUGGAACCCUCUAGAGUCCCACGGUGUCUGUAUUGACUCUCAAGCCUACAGCCUUUCGUCAGCUGUUCAAUUCGAUUCAUAAAAAACUUAAAAAACUAUGUGUGCUGCUUCAGUUUGUAGUUGUCAGGGCGGCAGUUAAAUCAGGCUGAAUUGAUCAAUUCCUGUUGGUUGGUUUUUACUUUGUUUUUGUGCCAAUGAUGCUCCCAUCAUGCACCUGCUCUUCCUGGAAAGCUUCCCUACAUGGAUUUUUUUUUUUUUGGUCCCACUAGCUUUGGGUUUGACUUUCCAUUUUUUAUCUUUUCUUUGGCAAGACGUCCUUUUACAGCCAGGUUAAACAACACCACCCCCCUUUGACCUGUGGUAAAUAUCCUUUUAAGAAAACCAGUUUCUUUAUGAUAGUUAAUGAACUUUCAGAAACAGAACAGUUGGCUCUGUGUGCUUUUGAUAUAAGCUUAAAUUGAAUCUAUAAAAUUUGGAUCUAUUGUAGAUCUUUGUCUACUAAUACUGUAUAUUUACCCAGUGCAGAAUUGAGCUACUUUUAAGGAGCUGGUGGAUAUAAGUAACUUUGUGUUGUGAAGUUUUCCCCCCAGAAAUGUAUUGUUUUUUAUUUGAGGGCUGGUUUUAACCCUGUGGUUAACAAUAGCUUUGCAACAGGACCUUAAAAUCUAUCUUACAGACAUAGACAUGUUAGAAGCUUCAGCUUGAUAUUACUUGUUUUUUUCAGCCAUGAGCAGCACAUGCUUUAGUGUAUAUUUGUUGCCUACACUGAGCAUUUGUGCUUGUAGGGAAGUUUGUCUGUGUUGCUUGCCAUUUACAGCGUAAAAUGUGUGGUGAGGUUUCUGCGCCACAAUAUCAAGCCUUUUUUUUUUCCAGUUGACACAAUGCCUCAAGCUUUACAAGGAGCGCCAGUCUCUACUGAUAUCUGUGUCUACAGGCACAUAGUCUGCAUAUUUUCUGCAAAGUGUGUUUAGUGUUGGUGCUAUUCAAGUUUAUUGACCGUACUGUGGUUUGUCUCAGGCCUAAUAUUAGCUGAUGACUUCUUGUAAUUGCAUUUGUCAUCAGUGGAAGUGCUGUGCAAAGAUCACCUGUUUGAGGGUGUGUUUGUGCUGUAACCUGCUGCAUGCAACAGGUCUGAUUUUAUACAACGAUACAGUUUUUUCUUCUAUUUUGGUGGGUGGGUGGUUGGUUGGGGGAGUCUGGAACAAAGAUGAUGGCCUGUGAAAAAUAGAUGGUUUGAUAAGUGCUGAAAGGUAAUUGUGGUCAUAGUUAUUUUAGUCUGUAUCUCUCCCAGCUGCACGUGAAAGUAUGUCCCUCAUUUUGACAGGCUUUGUAAUACUUUCAGUCAGCUUAAAAUACGUUUGCAGUAAUGAUCGGUGGUCCAUCGAUCAAACACAGGGUCCGAGCUGCGCAUGUCUCUGGCUCUCUCCCUGUAUCCGUCAGCCUCUCUCUCUCUCCCUCGUUCCCUCACCUCUCAGCCAGGCGGAGCUGCUCUGCUGCUGCUGCAUGCAUAGCGGAGGUUCAAGAUGGACGCCAAACGGGGUUAGUGUGGUCAUAAUCUUUUGUUUAUCCACCACCUCUCUCCUCUGUUAAACGUGCGUAUGGUUUGGUCGCAUUUGUAGUGCGGUAUUUGCAUGAGCACCGGAACUGUGCCGGAUUUAGUCCGUGGAGGGUGGGAGGAGGCGGACCAGGCCGACUGCGGAGGUCAUGCCGGGCUGUUUGACGUUUUGUACCCGCGGUAAGGUCUGGGCUGCAGGGUCGGCAUCCCGAGGUGUGUUAUGAAACGGUUCUGACCAUGAUGGAGAGAUGAGGGGGUCAGGGGGGUGAUUAUACAUAGCGAGAAGUGAAACGAGAUCAGCGGCCGGGGUUUAGCUAGCUGUGAUGCGGGCUCUAUUUUUAGCAAGUCCCCGGCGAUGCUAGCACGCCUGCUACCAUAUGUAGCCAGGCAGCCACAUUUGGACCGCGGACUCUCCUCCUCCCUCCCACCUCUUCUUCAUUUCUCAUGUUAGCUCCGUGUCUCUACAUCCAGACAAAGGCCCUCUGUCAAAAGCAGCACAGCUGCUGCUGUGUGGCUAACAGAGCUAACCCAGAAUUAGCAUGUUAAACAGUGAGAUAUUGACAACAGAGCUGACUGUCAGCUAACGUGCAAACACGCAGCCUGGCUUACAGCUGUCAACGCCCACAUUUACACAGUUGUUUGCUCAACAAGUAAGAAGCUUCCCGAAUGAAUAUAAAGCUGCUUUGCUCUCUUUAAAGAAACUUUGUGUCUAUAUUCCCUUCAGAGACCAGUGAGUGAGUGCUGCUCUGAAAUCAGUGGAAACUGUUCCUACAAUUAUUAUGUAACACAGAAGAGUGUGUUCAGAAAUAAGGACAUUUAUCUAUAAUUGACCACAGUAUUAAUACCUGGUGUUACAUAUACAUAGUAGUGACAAAUUUCAUGUAUUAAAUUGGCUUAUUUCAUGUAAUUUGAAACAGAAUAAAUCACUGACAAAAUAAAACUGUUAAAUAAUAAUAAUAACCUUAUUUGUAUAGCACUUUUAAAAAACAUAUGUUUUCAAAGCGCUUUGACAUGUUGUCGUAGACCACACCGAAAGACAAGUAAAAAUCAAAAGCUCAGUUAAAACGGAAUUGAAGCCCAUUUUCAUGUCAUAAGGAACUCGGACAAUAAGUCAAAAUUAAGUCAAUGUUUUGCAUUUAUCAGUCCAAAACUCAUGCAUACCAAAGAUGCCACGAUGUGAAAGUAGAAAUACAGAAGUACAGUUAAUUUUCACAUCUCAGACGUGAAAUCCAGCCAAAGACUGUAUAUAGAAUGGAUGCCGUCUGCCUCCUCGCUGGGUGAAGCCACUCCGAGAACAGCACCCUCUAGUGACGGGCUGCAGUAUAUGUCAUAAAUCCCUCCUCCUCCAGCAAUCCUUAUGGGGCUGCGGAGAAACUUUAGAAAUUUAUUACACAGAAUAUAAUUUUUUCUCCCCCCUGCUUGUGAUGUUUACUUGUAGUCAUUGUAAGACUGGUUUGUACUCAAGUCCUCUUUUUUUCUGUACAGCUCUAUAUUUUUAAAAGUUAUUAAGGGGUUCAUGUUUUCUAUGACUAACACUUGAUACAGCCUAUGGGCGUACAAAGAUGGCAUAGCUCACCCAAGGGAUGCACUGUUUGAGCCAAGCCUCAUCACAGCGACUCUCAGUUACUCUCCCGCUGAAUGCGUGCAAUGCUACUGUGCAAUGUGGGUUUCAGGAAAUUGAGAAAAAACGCAGAAUUACCAAGAGCUUUUCGUCUUCAAAUCUGUAUAUUGACAGAAGGCGAAACCAAGUUGUCCAUAGUAUAUAUGCAGUCUAUGAAUCCAGCUUUUGUGUGAUAAAUGACUUUAAUGGUCUAUACUCUUUUGUUAGCAGGGGCCCUAAUCUGCAGGAGGAGCAUUUUGUGUAUUUAUAUUUCUGUGCAAUGGGUGCAGGCAUAAGCUGGAUUUUGCUACCUUGCAGGAAAUCUGAUGUGCAGUUUUCCAGCCUCAUAAGCUCAUUAACUGACUGUUGAAUCAUUUUAAGGAAUACUGUGGUGAGCUGCCAGACAUAAUGUGGUCACUCAGUGAGUCAGUCUGGUGCUAAGCAACAAGGCCGCCCUCGCUCGCAGCACCUGCCGUUGUCUCCCUGUGCGAGAGAGCAUCAUUUCAUCCUGCUGCCUCAGUUUGCAUUUUAAUGCUUUUUUGCUUAUCAUUAAACACACUUUAUCUAUGUGUAUAUGCACCGAGGGAGGCGUGUGAUGUUGACCCUAGUGUAACAGUAGACACUCUAGGAGAACCUGUGAGAUUCCAGCAUGAGACACAACACUAGGGGUUAAGAACAAGUGAGAACAGCAUGUUUCAGUCGGGUGUGACGUCAGUGCUGCAGCUAGUCGUCAGACCAAGCAGAAAACCCAGGACUUCUUCACGGCUAAUAAUGUCCAGUGACCUGCCCGGAAUUCCCCGGUGAAAUAUGAGCAUGCUCAGUGCUGGACCCAGGUCAUGAGCUCAGCUGUCUUAAGCAGGGUCCGACCACCAUCCCCACCUGUCUGUCUGGGUCCGCAGAGAGCUGAAGUAACUGCCCGCAGCACCCAUAAUUCAGAACCAAAGAACAUGCAGAUCUAACUCCAGCUGCUGCUAUCGCUGAUUAACAUGCAAAAUUUCACAUGUAAAGUAGGGUAUGGACUUAAAGCACCAUAUUAAAGUUUUGACAUACAUGACACAGUUGGUGCGUUACGCCAAAAAACUCAGCCUAACCCCAGUUUUUGAUCAUACCAAUGGACCAGUAAAGUUAGUGCUACUGUUUUCUCAUCAUAAAAAUACAUAUUUUACUAUUUUUACCGAGGCCUGCCACAUGGCUGUAGGCCGUCUAAAAGCUGUUGUCUAAUCACCAGUAAAAAAACAAACACAAAAAGGAUGCUGAAAACAACCUUUGCGGGGAAACACUUGCACCAAAGAAAUUGUCGGAAACCUUUAGUUAACUGGGACUUUAAGGGAGGAAAUCAGAUGUCUAGUGAGUGAGCAGAGACAUCGAUUUUUAACAUGACACAUCGCAGUGCAGUGGUUUUGGAUGUUAAAGUGAUCUUUCCAGAAAAAAGACGAUCAUGUUAGGGGUACUCUCUAAUUGGGGGCUUUGAUACAAUCAUCUUUUCACAAUGAAAUGAUGUUGACAUCGAUCUAAUGAGGGCUGACGUUGGUUUGGUGCCAAUGGGCCCAAUUAAUUGCUUUAGUCUCUUCCUAAAACGUAGGAAAGAGGCCAUGUUUCGGUGUGCUGAAUUUGUCUGACUCCUACUCUCUAGCAACAGUAUUUAUUUUAAAGUAUUUUUCUGGGUGUUUUUUGCCUUUUAUUGAACGGAUAGGGUGAAAUGUGGAGAUAUAUAAGAGAGGGGGGAGGACAUGCAGCACCUGGUUGGGGUUGGACUUGGACCCCAACUGCUGCGGAGACUGUGGUCGCUAUACAUGGGGCGUGCGAACAUGCUCGGCCAUCUGUGUGCCCCAUAGACAUCAACAGUUUGAACUGGUCUUGUUGCUGAUGUUUGCUUUUGUAUGUCACAGAGAAACAUCCGUAUGAAUCUAUUAAAACUCCAAAGAACAAUUUCAAGAUAAUUUUUUGAACUAAUUGAGCUGUAGGAAACGUAAUCUACUAUGCCAGUGGUUCUCAAGUCCAGUCCUCGAGGCCCACUGUCCUGCAUGUUUUGGAUGUUUCCCUGCUCCAACACACCUGAUUCAAAUGAUCAGUUCGUUAUCAAGCUCUGUAAUGGCUUAAUAACGAGCUGAUCAUUUGAAUCAGGUGUGUUGGAGCAGAGAAACAUCAAAACAUGUAGGACAGUGGGCCUCCAGGACUGGACUGGAGAACCGCUGUAUUAUGCUAUUCAAUUUUAGCCUUUCUUUAUCGUUCUAGCAUAAGCUCAGGGUACAACCACAUAUUCUCUUUUGUUAGAUUAACAGCUCAAAACCCAAAGUCUUAGGCAGCUACCCUGCAAACAAUAAAUGAACGUCUGUUGUUCUGUUAAAAUGGUCUCGUGAGAAUUAGCUGAGCUCUGUUCUUUUCCUUAAACCAGCAGCCAACUUUGUCAUUUUUUUGGUGCAGUUUUUAAAGUAAUGGACGUCCAGGUCACAGACUGUGACCCGCAAUAUGGCCGCUGGUGCUGGCGUGACAUCACUCUGAAUUCUCCCUUGUCUCUGCACUUUUCACCCUGAUGCCACAAUGAAGUUUAUGAGUCAGAAUCUGCUCUGAGUUUCCUCUUGUGGGGGGAUUGAAACUGUAUGAGUCUCAUAGUGUGGGACAUAUAACCCCCACUCAGAGAUGCGGCAGAGAGAGUUCAUAGAUGGAGAUAAUGCUGUUUCAAUCACAUGCACCCAACAUGUGAUGGUCUGAUGAGAACUGAAGCACAAAGUUUGACUUUAAUUACGCUUUGGUGAAGAGCAGAUCUUCCCUGAGGGCACUUGAACUUAGCACUGAUUUGUUUUGCUGUAGUGCAAAAACAGAAUUCCUCAUUUUAUUUCCUCUCUCAGCAAGUGUCUUUCCCUCCUCUCCCACAGUAACCUCAUAGAUUCCUGCUCUUAUCUUGUUUCGCUCAAUAACACCAAACAUCAAUCUCUAUGAAUUCAAGUUGCUGACUCUAGUAUGAAAUCACUCCCUUAAAGCAGCAAAAAGAUUUUUAAAAAAUAAAAUCUUGUUGAGAUGCUUUUGUUGAGUCUUGUUUAAAGGAAACCUGCAGAUGUAAAUCAUUAAGAAUAAAAAAAAAAUCAGGAUUAGCAGCAAAAGGGGUCAAAUUUUAAGACUGGAGUGCAAAUAAAUACAAUUUUUAAUACUUGCUUAAUGAACCAGAAAGAAUUUCAAUCAUUUCAAAAUAAUACCUUCAUUUAAGAACAUUCAUCCUCUUAUUUUUGCCAAACCUAAUGUGAAGUUAAGUAUCAUUGCUUACUCUACAGUCUAUUUGGAUGGUUGAAAUGAACUGUCUCUCUUCCUCCUGCAGUGGUGGAUCUCCUCUACUGGCGAGAUGUGAAGGCCACAGGCGUGGUGUUCGGUGCCGCCCUGCUGCUGCUCCUUUCUCUGAUGGUAUGCAGCAUCGUAAGCGUCUCUUCCUACAUCGGCCUGGCUCUGCUCUCAGUCACCAUCUGCUUCAGGAUAUACAAAGGCAUCCUGCAGGCCAUCCAGAAGUCAGAUGAGGGACAUCCAUUCAAGUAGGUACCAAAGAGUAACAGGAGAUGAAUUCUCCAGGGUCACGAAGACACCACGAGCCAUAGACCAGUGGUCCUCUGAAGUUUUCUCAAAAACAAACAUCCGUAACUGCUCCGACUACAGCACAGGAUAAUGGUUGAGCCUCGUAUCAACAGCAAACCCAUUACCUGAUAUUUAUUUGUCCCUAGAAUGCAAAGCUGAUCCUGCAAAUGUCGCAGAGGAACAAAUAUAAACUUGAAUUUGAUCUUUUUUUCUGCAGGAGCCGACAUCUUAAAGUAUUAAAUAUUCCUUUUGAAAGAUUCACACUUGAUAUUACCUGUUAGAUAGUAAAGGCUCUAUAAAGAAAACAUCAAAGGUACCCUUCUGCUCGUCUGAUUUUGAUGGGAAUUUAAGUCGACCACAAAAGCCAGUGACCCGAUUAAUCCUCAUUAUCAGUCAGGGCUGCAGGCAGUCUGGUCUCUCUGCUCAUGUUUUUAUAUAUGUCACAUCUAGAUCACACAGUCUCAUCUAAAAAUAACCCUUCUACCAACUCUGCGAGCCAUGAAUGGUGGACACGACACAACACAGACACAUAACAUCUAUGAGCGUUUGAAAGAGGAAAAUUAAGAGCACUUAAAUUCGCAGCCUGCUAGUUUCACGUCUUGUUUUUACUUCAUCCUCCUUCCUGGCUGUCGUACAAAACCCUCUUAUGGUGUGUUUUAUUUAUUUUUUUCACCUGCAGGUUUCAGAAGUGACCUCACAGCACAUUAAAGGUCAAUUAACUCAGAUUAACAUAAGCUCGGAAAAAGAGAGCUCAGAGAGUCACAUUUCAAGCUGAUUUCUACAGAUUUCACGGUCUCUAAACCUCAGAGAGGAUCAGAAAAAAACUCUGUUCAGAAGUCUCAUUUUCCUCAAGCUUGACGGAGGUAUUUCUACGGCAAUUUAUAGCGUUAGAUUCUGCCUCAAUGCAAAGACCUGUGAAGUUACAGCUGUUUUUCUGCGGUAUUUUGCAUGUAUCUUAAGUGUGGUGGAUGGAUUUCAUCCUAAGCAGAAAAGCUCAACAAGGCCUGGUCUUUGGUCCUGGACUUUGUGGUUUUUCUAAUGGAAUGAAUGAGAAAAAUGAGGAGGAAAUGAGAGAAAAAAAACAAACUCUUGUACGUCUUAAAUAUGGAGGUUAAAUAAAACUUUUGUGGGCCAAUCAAACAAAACAAAACAAAAAAACAGCUCUACAACUCCAGCGUUUCUAGGGUUGGGAAUCACUAGUGGCCCAACCAUACGAUAUUAUCACGAUACUUGGGCCACAAUACGAUAUUAUUGUGAUUUUUAACAUUUUGCAAUACAGUGAGUAUUGCGCUACAAUAUAUUGCAAUUUAUACAAUUUUUUCAACUGUUAAGCUAAUUUAGCAUUUGCCUUUCCUUUAUGUUUGUCUUCUUUACACAGAAUUUUGUUUUCAUGUAGCACAUCUUGCAAACCUAAUACAUAAAUUUGUUGUACUAACUUUCUCCUGCUCUAUGAUGUCACCUCUGCCAACCUCAUUGAACAAACAGUUGAUUUUAUUUUUCUGUUAUCAUAGAUUUGACUUCAUAUUAUCAAUUAAUUUGAAAAAUCGAUACUUGGUCAGUGAGACGAUUCGAUAUAUCACCAGACAAAAUAUCGUGAUACUAUGCUGUAUUGAUUUUUCCACCUCUAAGAGUUUCUGCAUGUUUCGAAAUACUACCUCCUAGGCAGGGACAAUUUAGGGAGCCCCAGGCUCUACAUAACUAAAGAUCCUGGUGUAGUGAUAGUGCAGAGUUCUUCUUCAGGUUUCUAGAAACAGUACCUGCACAAAGAGCACAUGUUCAUGAUAUGACACAGAACUUAAACGGGAGGUCUUAAUGUGCUUAAAAAUCAUUUUAUAAAAUAUUUGGUUGUGAUGGUUUUUUUUGAGAGUACAGCCUUUUUUAUUUUUAUUUUAGAUGUUUUCUAUUCACACACUUGUCUUAUCAUCAUCUCUGCUGUCCCUCUCAGGCAGUUCCUGGACCAGGAGGUAGCACUUUCUGAGGAUAUGGUCCACAAGUACAGCGACAUGGUUCUGGCCAAACUCAACAAGACCAUCAGUGAAUUGCGGCGCCUGUUCCUGGUAGAGGACCUGGUCGACUCCAUCAAGGUGACAACAACCGCUCUUCACAUAAUUCAGACACCAUCAUUUAAACCUGAAAAACUCUGCCACUAAGAUAAACAGCUCCUAGGUGUCAAACCUAACCCAGCAGUGAAAUGGACUGGUAAACUUAACUGAGUAAAGUCACAUUGUUAUGUUUAAGAGACCCCUGUGAAAUCCAAAAGGUUCGAGUAAGAACAAAGAAGAGAGAUCCUGUGAGAGUUUAGUUACGACUGAAAAGGCUUUAGGAUUCUUUGAAAUAUUCAAGAGGACUUUUUUUUUUUUUUUUUUUUUUGUCGGCCUGAUACCAACAGGAGGUUUAGGAUGAUGUGUUCACAGCAGGCAACAACACCUUCAUCAAAUCACCAAGUAAGGGAAAAAGUCAGGAAGAAUGACGCUUCAGGAAACUUGUGGAAGAGGAACAUCUAAGCUGAUUUGUUCCAGCAUGACAUGAAUCAGGAUUUUUGAGCUCAUUUUUAAUAAGAUUUAGCUGACCAGUGAGCCCCAGAGGAACUAAGUCUGGGCCAGUUUUGAUUUUGAAACAUAAACUAAUAAAACUAUCAGUGUGUGGUCUGAGAAGAGCCUGGUUUCAGGUGUAGAGGUUCAGUCACAUUCUCCUCAAGACAAAAAAAAAAGAGCUACAUUUGAGACCGACAAUGACUGAAGAUGAUGUCUCAGGUUUGUUUCCAGAAGAGCAUACCUUUAUAUAAAACAGCUUUAACUUUGGUAGAAAUAUACCUUUAAGUUAGUGAAGUCUGACAGUGAUCAGUCAACAGCCUUCUACCCACCUCCUGGUACACAUUGUAGUGAAACUUAAAACUCAACUCAAAGCCUGGAAUGGAAAUAAAUUUGAUCAAAUUCCAGGUCUUAAAAAGUAUGAAAAGAGAAAAAUAAAGUGGAAAAAUAUUUGUUUCCAGACUCUUACCACAGCUCUAAAAUACUGUUUUCGAAAAUAGCAAAGUAGGAAUUUCCAAAAAUAAUUUCAAAAAGUAGGGUAUGGAAAUUCCAACUGUGUAGGAACCCUGAUCUUGUGUUUUUUCACACAUACAAACAAUACCUGGGCAGACUGCCUUGCUGAGACACAGAUCAUUUUCACCAUUUUUUUCCCGUCCAAUUAAGAUUAACAUCUGCAUUCAAUGAUCUGGUUGAUAUACUGUCGAUUUCAGUCGCUGUUCUAUCCCUUGUGUUAGGUGGAGCUACUUGCUGCUAAUGCCAUUCUGUACAAUCAGAGUUAUGGAUUGUGAUAAAACACUACAUCAUUCACAAGUCUUGUUCAAACCUGGUUCAACUAUAAGAACGCGUAUUGUCAUUUCAGGUCUAUGUUACGUUCAGAAAAGACAAAUGGUUUGAGGUGGGGUGAGACUGAGUGUGUGUUUUUUAUGCAUGUGUGGAUAAUAGAAGUGAAAGGCUAUGAGGUGAGCAGAUACAUAUGUAAACACAAGCUUAGAUUGUUCAGAAAAAAAGACUGAAUAUAUAGAUUACCCAAAUACAACAUUACGUAACAGAAAAAAGGUGAGGGAUUGAAGUUCCCUCCCCUCUCAAGCUCUCUCCCACCCCCACAGGUCCACUCAGUGUGUGUUUUUGCAUAUUUAAGGGAGUCAAACACUGCAGUCCCUGUCCUUUAUGACGUGAAGUGGCCUGUUUAACUCAGAGAAGUGUGUGUGUGUGUGUUUGCUUACCUGCCUAUACUCAAACAGAAUACCUCAGUACACCACUGUGUCUCAGAUAACAGCUGGUUGGGACAUUAUAUAUUGACCACAUAUUUUUUUAAUAGUUUAGGAAACUCCACUAAUGAUGAUUUCUUUCUUUACAGCUGCCUUAGUUUUGCGAUUUGUGGGCGUUUAAAAUGUCAUGAUGUUUGGUUAAUUCUCACUCUGGGCUUCUAACCCUAGUAUGUGGUAUUUUUAGCCCUGACGAAGUGUUGGAGAACUGAUGUCACUUUAAAUACAGUCUAGAUAAAAAAAGAAACAAAAAAAAAACCUCUGGCAACUAAAGCUUGUCAGACUCCUUUCAAAGGGAAACGUGUUUGUUGAACCCGAGAGGCGGUUGUUUCUCAGGAUCUGUAGGAUCGUCUACCUCCUGAUCCCACUGGUGGUCAGAGGCCGUCAGAGACCAGGUUUUGAAGAUUCACUGUGUUUAUCAGCAGAGCCUAAACAGUGUUGACAUGUCUACAAUCAGUGAUGGUACCCACCCUUCACUCCAGAUACACUAAGAGUCUGUCAGGCUGAGGCCUGUCGUCACUUUCACGCUCAUGGUCUCCAGCCUGCAGUCCAAAUACAGAUCUGCACUUACUCCAUCAGCGAGUGGGCGCACUGCAGAGAGAAAAUCCCUAAGAGGGUAAAAAGUCUGAUGCUUCUAAUCGGAUCAGGAACAAAUUUGAGCCUCGGGAAUGUUUAAAAAUCUCUCCGCAGAUUACGAGCCCGCGUGUCUGGGAGUAUCAUAAAAAUAUUUCCCUUUAUUCCCCUGCCGCUGAUUAAUUUCCUGUUCAGUGCCAGUGGUGAAUAUUUACCGCCACACCAGCAGCUCAUUAAAAUGUCUCACACAUUUAAUCACACGCCUCCAGUCGGAAAUCUCACUGUUUAACUGCGCCGGGUCUUUAUACCAGCAGCAGUGUUAGCUCCGGUUGUUUACAUGUUCAUAAGCAACAAGAGGAGAAAUCUGUCAAGUUCUGUUACAACACUUUAAACGUUCAUAUUAAGGCAGCCGCAGGGUCACACAGUCUAAUGAUCCUCCGCAUCCUCUCGGCUGCAGAAUAGAUUAAACCAGGGGUAAACCAGUCGAAGGUGAUUGGUUGUGAAACCUAAAAGAUAUUUGAUAUUAUAAGGAGGCUAAAUCGAACCAUGUGAUGAACUGAUUUUCUUCUGUAAGCUCAAAAAGACUAAGCAGUUACAAACUGGGCAUGUAUGAUUGUCAUGUUGUAAUAUUACUCAGUUGUAAGGCCUCAGAUGUCAUUGAUAACAUCUAAAACUAAACUUGAAUGUCCUUCUGUCUGCAGUUUGCUGUGUUGAUGUGGAUCCUGACCUAUGUUGGUGCCCUGUUCAACGGGCUCACUCUUCUUAUUCUGGGUGAGGAAACAUGACUUUUAUAAUGUCUUACGAUGUAAACGUUGUCAUUCUUGUAUUUAGGGCGUACAUUUUAAUGCAGAGGAUGUUUGUUUCUUACUGUAGCUCCAUCUAGUGGUGAUGUGAAUCCUCCAGAAAGUGAUAUUUGUUUAAAAAAAACUUCAUUUCUGUAGUUUUCUGUUUAGAACUGAGAUAAACAAGAAACACUAGGCAGUGAAACUAAAGUAAACAAACUUCUUCUUCUUCUUCUCCUCCUCAGCUCUGAUUGCGGCAUUCAGCUGCCCGAUCAUCUACGAAAAGCACCAGGUAAGAACCCUCAAACUUUCAGCAGGGAUUUAACUUCAACUCUAGAGAUGAGGAAUGCUUCAUCACCCCCUGUUAGAAGGUCUCUGACUGCGGAGUGUCUAAUAGGACUUGCUUUUAAAAUGAGGUCCCUGAGGUUGUUUUUAUCUCGGAUGUAACUGCCUCAUAAUAUGCAACUCUGUCAAUAAUAGUGGGAACAUCGCCCUUUUAAAGAGAAAUGAUGUAAGCUUGAAAUGAGAGGUCAGCGCACAGUAAUAACAGAGGGCUGGUGACUCAGCAUGAAGAAGGUGCAGCGGUGGAAUGUAAAUCUAUUUAAACACUACACUGCUGUAAGAUUGUGAGGUAUUUGGACCUGACUUCACCACUGCAGUUAAUGCUUCUGCGCUUGUACUCAGUGGUGCAGUGUGCCGAAAUGGGAAUAUUUAGCAGUCAGGUUCUUAAUCAAAACACUCCCCCCGCUCAUCCCUCCUGUCAGUGGGGUGACAGCAGCCUUCAAGGACAGAAAGCUCCAGUAACGUGUGAUCAAUAUGUCACUCUAUUUUUUUAAGUAGAGUGAACAACAACUACUCAGAACAACAACUACUCUCCUCUUCUUUUUUUUAUCUCUAGGAGGUUCAUUCAUGAUGCACAAAGUACACCUGUGUGUUUAGUUACAGGCUUUCUGCUGGGUCUUCAAAAGUCUUGAAUUGUCUAAAAUCCAAUAAUGAGAAUUUAAGGCCUUCAAAUGUCUAACAUUCUCUAAAAACCUCACAAAACGACUUAAAUACAUAUUUGAAAGGUCUUAAAAAUGUAUUUAUGUUCCUUACAAAUAUAGAUUGAUUUGAAGUUAGUUUAAAAUGUUCUGAUUUCCCUUCAUGUAUUAAAUUUGACUUGUUGAAACCUGCAGAAACCCUGUAGUUAGUUUGUUCUGUGCUGCUGUAAAAAUACAGUCUGUUCUGUUAGAUGCUGCUCUUUAUACUUUUUUCUGUACCUUUGACUUCUAAAUGUUAAAGCAGAAAAUCUCCAACACACGCUUCAAGAAUGAACCAACCUUUCCUGGUUUCUUGUGAAUCCAAACAAAAAUCCUUGAGGAGUUGUCAGCAGUUGGAAACUUCUUAAAUGGUUUCAUUUUAAUAUCUGUCCAAAUCACCACCUGGUGCUGCCACACUAGUCCUUAUUUCAUGGAGCAUCUUUUAGAUUGAUAAUUCGAUCAGUGAAGUUUGAUUUGGGUUGACUUUUAACCAAACAAAUAAUAUAAGGAAGCGUUAAUGGUCCAAAGCCAAUAAUAGUCAUAGAACUACUUCUUAUUCCCUGCGAUCAUUUUCAUGACCAUUUACUUUGACUGGAAGAAGUGACCAGAUGUCUUGAAUGACACAUUUACUUAAGUUGAUGUCUGGUGUCGGUCCACCCUGAAGACUGACUUCUGUCGAUCCUGACACAUCCUCUCUGUGUGUCUUUUUUUUUCAGACUCAGAUCGAUCACUACGUGGCUCUGGUCAACAACCAGGUGAAAGACGUCGUUGGAAAGUGAGUUGGCAGUUUUCUUCUGAAUCUUUUUUUUAAAGGGAAAAUGUCUGAACGUCAUUGUUUUUUUUUUCUGUUAAUCAGAAGUACAUCAUGUUAAAAAGAAUAGAGUAUUUGUGAUAUUUGCAAACUGAAAAUAAAUACUUUUUAAUACAUUACAUAUUUACUGAAUAAUGUAACACUCAUCCCAGAAUGACGCUGCAGGAAGAUUUGACUCAGUUCUUCAUCAAUCCACUAAAAAAAUAACUGACAGGAAACAUGAGAGGAGGCUUUUCAGACUGAAUGAGUCUGACCCUCAAUUUCCACCGCAUUCGGAACGGCUACGAAAAGACAUACACUGUCCUGCAUGUUUUGGAUGUUUCCCUGCUCCAACACACCUGAUUCAAAUAAUCAGCUCGUAAUUAAGCCAUUACAGAGUUUGAUAACUAGCUGAUCAUUUGAAUCAGGUGUGUUGGAGCAGGGAAACAUCCAAAACAUGCAGGACAGUGGGCCUCGAGGACUGGACUUGAGAACCACUGGAUUAGAGGAUGCUGAUUUUAUAAGUCGAAAAGUAGAUUUCCUCCUCUGGAAGGACACAAUCUACUGCUUAUAUAGUUAGCCUAUGUGGGUAAAUAGAACUUGUUUCCGUAAUCUGCCACGAAAUUCGCCUCACAAAUGGAUCUUGUAGAUAUGGGCGUACAGCGAAAAUCGCCGUUCUGGAUGCGGUGGAAAUCCUGGGUGAGGGAUGCAUUUUAAGAGAAGGAAAAAAUAUGAAUCUUGCAAAGAAAAAGGGUUAUAGGAGAGUUUUCUUUGAAUGAAAUGAUCAAAAAAAAUACUUUUUGGUCUUUCAGGCUUUGCCCCUUACACUCUUAAUUUCUCUGUUCAUAAAGUGUUUCUUUGCUUUUUGUCCAUUUCAAUCCCUGAUCCUCUUGUCUCCCUGCAGGAUCCAGGCGAAGGUGCCCGGGAUGAAACGUAAAACAGAGUGAAGGAACGAUAAGUCGGAGUUUGGAUUCAGGAAGUCCUGAGAGAGAGGUGGUUGGAUGGUUGGAAUAGAGGAGAGGGGAAAAGGGAAAAGGGUGUACGGGUGAGGGAGGGGAGGGUGGAUAUGAAGGAAGGCAGGAGGAGGAGAGGAGGGGUCUGGCGUGGACGCAGCCCUUCUUACUUUAUUUGUCAAAAUAAUAAAAUCCUUUUUUUCCAGUUCAGAAUUCCUUUUUGUUUUUUUUCUUUGUGUUUUCUGGAAAAGUUGACAACAGUCAGAGUUCAGUGGAGACGCCCAGGUCAGCUUCAUGCUUUGUAUUUUUGAUCAGGUUCGGAAAUGUUUGUUUCUGUGUGUCUCUUAAACUCACAGAAAUACAUUUUAAACCUGAGCUUUAACCCUUCUCUCCCCCCACCCAGUGCAUUGUGGGAGGUUAGUGUCUCCUUCAGGUUAUUUUUGAGUUUUUAUUCUUCCCUGCCCUCAGUUGAGUCGAGUGGAGAGUUUUUUCUUCGUCUGCUGUUUUUGAGAAGACGAGAGCGAGCAGCACCUCAUUUGUAUUUUUCUUAUUUUGGUAUGAUGACUGAGUUACAAGUAUUUUGUGAUUUUACUGUCGUGUCCCUAAAGCUUUCAGCUCGUUUCCUCAGUAACCUUCUGCGUGAUUUCGCCUCGAUGUGACGAACGACGAAUUCGCGAACGACGUCUUUGACUCCUGAUGAGGCAGCGGGGGUGGGGUGGGUGGGGGCUUGUACUACCAUAUAAAACUUUCAUUGCUUCUGAGUAACUCUAGCUAGAAACAUCUAGAAAACCUUUGCCAGACAAAUAAAAACUCAUUAAUUACAUACAAGUUGUUAUUUCCAUGUCAUUGCAGCUGUCUAGUAAUGAAAAACUCUGGAAGGAACACGUUUACAUUCAUCCACAUCAGAUAAAAUAUAUAAAAAGAGAAAAAAAAAUGAAAUGGGAUUUAAAGAAAAAUAAAUAACCAUGCUGUCUGUGAAGCCAAUAUCUUAAUAAAGUUGCAACUUGAUGUGACUUUGGGAAACCUUUGAGCAUUUGUUUGUUAUGCAAGUAUAAUUGUGAAUGAUAAACUUCAUACUUCAAUUGUGACGAUAAAAAGCUUCCAGCUGGGAGCCGUGUUUGUGGAAUGCAUUGUGAGAUGUGAACAAUUAUCAAUAAAGCUUCUAGACGAAGAAAG